AUGUGCAGAGCAAGUCAAGUGCAUAGUGCUGUGCACUUGACUUGCAAAUUAAGAAGAGAGCAGCGGCCGGGAGAGAGAGGAGCUCAGGAGCACAGAGGAAGAGCGUGCUCCGCCUCCACAGUCAUUUGCGGUAGGAUCCGCACAGUGAGGUCAGUGCUUUGGUAUCAAGGUCUGCAGACUGGGACACUGUCAGGAGUGUCCAGGGAGCAGUAAGCUUCAAUGUGAGUCUGCUCAUUCUUGUUGUAACUAUUGCUUUUUUUUAUUAAAUAGAUUGUUGUUUUUUUUAAGGGUAACAGGUGUUUUUGUGUGUGGGGGGUUUGCAGAAGGGGGAGCAGGGGUUUUCUAGCUGGGAUUUUGGGGAAGGGGUUUUAGUUUAGGGAGGAGCAGAGGUUUUAUAGAAGGGGUUAGGAGUUUUGUAAAAAAGAGGGGUAGGGUUUUGGGUAGGGGAGAGGUUUUGUAGAAGGGGCAGGCAUUUGGUGAAGUGGCAGGGGAAAGGAUUUUGUGAGGGACAGGGGUUUUGUUGAAGGGGGAGCAGGGGGUUUGUAGAGGGGGCAGGAGUUUAGUAUAAGGGGGGCAGGGGUUUAGGAUAAGGGGAGCAUGGGUUUUGUAGAAGGGGAGCAGAGGUUUAUAUAGAAGGGGAGCAGAGGUUUAUGUAGAAGGGGAGCAUGGGUUUAUGUAGAAGGGGAGCAUGGGUUUAUGUAGAAAGAGUGCAGGGCUUUUGUAGAGGGUGGCAGUAGUUUUGGUGGAGGGGGAAGGUUUUUAGUGAUAAUGUGUACAUUGCUGUAUUGUAGAUAUAUAUAAUGAUAGCAUGUUUUUUGUUAAAGGGGGAGAAGGAACUUUUUAGAAGGGUGGGCAGUGGUUUUAUUAAAGGGGGAGCAGGGGUUUUGUAGAAGGGGCAGGGGUUUUGUAAAAAGUGGAGCAGGGUUUUUGUAGAAAGGGGGGCAGGGGUUUUGUGGAAGGGUUUUGUAGUAGGCGGAACAGGGCUAUUGUAGAAGGGGCAGGGGUUUUGCUGAAGGGAGGGCGACACAUGUUGGGCUCGCACAGGGCGUCUGAUCACCUAAGGCCGGCCCUACCUAUCUGUCAUUGUUGCUCGGCUACGCUAAAAGGAGUGAAUGGCUGGAGAGCAGUGCUGUGCUGUGUGCUCUCCUCCUGCAAACCCCUGGGUCGGUGCGCCCUAAGGCAGCUGCCUGUUAUGCCUUAUGGUUGCACCAGCCCUGAAUGGCACCUGUCAAGGGGUGGUGUAUAUUAGGCAGCAAGGAAAUAAUCACUUCUUGUGUUGGAUGCAGGAAAAAUGGAAAAGCAAAAAGAUUUGAGUGACUUUGACCGCAAAAUGACCCAUGAUGACCCCUGUUCACCACCCAAAGUGCAGUCAAUGGGAACGUGAGCGUCAGAACUGGACUAUGGAGCAAUGGUAUACGUUUGCCUGGUCUGAUGAAUCACAUUUUCUUUAAGUUUGAUGUAAGGCCAGGUGCAUGUGGGGAAGAGCUAGCAGCAGGAUGCACUAUGGAAAGGAGGCAGGCUGUCAGAGGCAGUGUUAUGCUCUGGGCAAUGUGCUGCUGGGAAACCUUGGGUCUUCUCAAUUAUGUGGAUGUUAUUUUGACAUGUACUGCCUACCUAGAGACUGUUGAAGACCACAUCCACCCUUUUAUGCCAAUGGUGUUCCCCGAUGGCAGGGGCUUCUUUCAGUAGGAUAAUGCACACUGCCUCACUGCAAAUAUGGUUCAGGAAUGGUUUGAGGGACAUGAUAAAGGGUGCAAGGUGUUGCCUUGGCCUCCAAAUUCCCCAGAUUUAAAUCUGUUUGUGCAUAUGUGGCAUAUGCUGGAACAACAAAUCUGAUCCCUGAGGCCCCAUAUCGCAGCUUUCCAUACUUAAAUGAUCUGGUGCUAAUAUCUUGGUGCCAGACACCACAGGACAUGUUCAGAGGUCUUGUGGUGUCCAUGCUUUGACACAUGAAAGCUAUUUUGGCAGCACGAGGGGAACCUACAUGAUUUUAGGCAGUAAUAGUCACAAUUCCAGAUUCAAUGAAUGCAAACAUUGAUUAAGGCAUUUAGGAGCAAGUUUCACGUCUAGACUAUAAAUCCAUCUGCAUUUGUCCUUUAAAUUGUGUAUUGGAAAAAAAUAACAGCUAAAGAACUAUUUUUAUCAUUUUAAAAAAAAUAGCACACUAAUUUGCAAACCAACCUUUUGUAAAGCUUUUCUAGGUUUCUGGGUUCAUCUACUGUGCCAAGUCCUAUUAGAUUCAGUGGCACGCUAACUCUGUAGUAUUUGAGAGAAGGCAGAGGUGCUUGGCAAACUUCUGUUUAUGUAAUAAGUUCUCUGAGUUACAUUUUUGGCAUUAUUUGUAGCCUAACAAAUAUAUUCAGUUUUUAAGCAGAUGAUUAAAAUGGAAAAUGCAGCUGUCUGUUCAAUAUUUAGCAUAUGAUUAUCUAAAAAAAAAAGACAACCAGUAAACUAACCAGUGGCUUAGAUAAUCCAACAGAAAGAUACAUUCAACAUUGGUAUACUGCAACAGAGAUUUAUUAUGGAUAGUAAUUAGGAGUACACAGAAGAUAACAUACUGAUCCGAAUCUGAGAUUCUCUCUUCUAGGUGGUAAUGCCUAGUAAAUGUAAAAGCUGAAGCCUAGGUAGCUGCCUUACAAGAACAACUAGAAAGCUAGAAUCUAUCCUUCAAUGGAACUUCUUCUAUAACUCUGCUUGACAACGUUUAAUAUUGCUUAUUUUUAAUGUGAGAUAUUUUUAAAGAUGAUAUCACACAAAUCUUGGUUCUGCAGUUGAGCAAAAUUCUAUCUUGCAGCCCUACGUGCUGGUGUCCGGGACCCAAGAAUCCAAAAUUGUAUUUGCCCAAAUCAGAAAGAAUUCUCUCAGUCUUACCCCUUGUCAGUAUUGACAGGUACCCAACACAUAGAACCCAAGUAAUUUUGCUCACAAAUAAAGGAAAGGGACCUCAGUUAGGAAAAAGGACAAAUGAGUCAUUUGUUACAUGUGAGUUUACAGAGGAAGAGGUCCUAUUUCAACUGUCCAAAGUAAAGACAAAUAAGUCAAUGGGGCCUGAUGGAAUACACCCAAAGUUAUUAAAAGAGCUUAGUGGUGUACUAGCAAAACCAUUAACAGAUUUAUUUAACCAAUCAUUGUUAACAGGAGUAGUCCCAGAAGAUUGGAAGUUAGCGAAUGUUGUGCCCAUUCACAAGAAAGGUAGUACGGAGGAGUCGGGCAACUAUAGGCCAGUAAGCCUUACUUCAGUAGUGGGGAAAGUGAUGGAAACCAUGUUAAAGGAUAGGAUUGUUGAACAUCUAAAAUCACAUGGAUUUCAAGAUCAGAGACAACAUGAGUUUACUUCAGGGAGAUCAUGCCAAACUAAUCUUAUUGAUUUUUUUUUGAUUGGGUAACUAAAAUAAUAGAUCAGGGUGGUGCAGUAGACAUUGCUUACCUAGAUUCAGUAAGGCAGACUAGUUGGGCCGAAUGGUUAUCUGCCGUCACAUUCUAUGUUUCUAAGUUUCUAUUGUAAAAACUAGAAUAAACAGGACAAGCCAAGGUCAGGAGUAUAGAGAGAAUGUAAAUGGUGAAACAAGGUCAAGGACAAUAGAAAUCAGAAUUUUUAAAAUACAAGCGUGACAAGACAAGCGCGGCCCAUAGCUGGCAUGAUACUCUUACUUUACUGACUUGAACAUGUUUGUCUUGAUAAGGAUUUGGAGGUGUUCUUGCUGCCUCUUAAUUUGUUGCCUCUGGGAAGUUGAGAGGCUCUUCAUAGGUAACUACUAGAAAAAAAUGCUCAUAGUCUAUAUUGUUUUCUAUCUUGAAACAAUCAGUCCUCUUGCCUUCUUGUCUUUCAACUAAUAAGAUUAUAUGUUCUGCCUUCUGUAGAUAAAAAUGCCUUUUUUCAUUUGAUGACUUUUUUGAUUGCUUCAGUCAAUGGUUCCCCAAAAAUAAAUCUCUAUGGAAUGGAAUAAUGCAUAGAUUUCCCUUAGAGUCAUAGUUAGCACCCUAUGAAUAGAGCCAUCUACCAUAUGCCACAGUCAUGGCCAGGGAAGCCUCGGAGACAAAAUUAGUUGAUAAAUUCACUUCUCUUUUAGACUUCAAUAAGGUUUCUCUUCUUACUGGUGAAGAGGUGUCUCCUUUGGGAGUAAAAAGAGAUCCACACCUUAAUGGCUCUAGAGAGCAAAAUUAAUGAUAUGGCUGGAUGUAGAUAUAAUCCCAAGCAUUAGUAUGCAUUGACUAAAUUAGCUUUCAUUCUUUUCUGCAUUGGUUCUUUAAGAGAAAAGAUGAUGCCUGCAUGGAGAGGAAUAUAAGCUUUUAGCAGUCCUAGAUCCUCAAAGAACUUAUCUGACACAUCUAUGGAAGUUUUCUUUUCAGGAAUCUUCAAUUUUACUCUGAUCAUUAAUAUGAGUUUGUCUAUAUCAUUUGGGUCUCGGGCAUGAUUCUGAUCCUUUCAGGCCAUUAUCUGCCACAGGCUGCUCACUGUUUAAUAGAAGCAGAAUUUACUAACACUAAGUAAACCAAUUUAGGUCUUUCAGCCUUUUUGGUAGAUAACUCCCUAAUAACGUGGGAAUUAGGGCGUUAUCUACUAAGCGGCUGCAAGAUGCAGCCAAGGCACGAAUAGGAUCGGAGUUUCAUUCAUUCUAAUGAAAUUCCGACCCGAACAAAGUCCAGAAUUACGUCCCAACACGAAGGGACGAACUGUCUGGAAUACUGACAGGAAGCAUCGCGAGAUCAUGGAUCAAAGGUGAGAAUUGUGGGAAAAUUGCUCUGACCACCGGAAAUGAAGCACACUUUGCUCCUCCUCUGGUCAUAGCUGGCCAGGCGUAGGAAACCUCCAUAAGACAAAGUGGUCCCUACUUUGUCUUAUGUUUUAAAAAAUAAAACUAGAGCAGACAGGAAGAAAUGAAGAACAGAUCCUGACAGAGGGAGAGAAGAGGAAUCGAUUGCGGAAAGGUAAGUUCGGCAUGACAGUGCCGCUUUAAGUCAAGGCCUACGUUAGAGAGUUUACGUAACACAGAUAAGAAAAACUUCACAAUUACUAAAGCAGGAAUUAAAGACAAAAUAAAUCACCUGCAUAAGUGUAACAAAUAAAUGUUUACUGAUAUCUUAAAAGAAACAUGUAAUUUAAAAAAUAUAUACACUAAAUGUAAAAAAUUCUUGAAUUUGUUGGAAACACACCAAAUACAAACCAUGUGACCACCAAAAAAGCCAGAAGGCAAUCAGUAUUAAAAUACAAACUGUUUGCUUCACUCUACUGGAAACUUUACUUGAUUUCAAAAUAAAAUCAGAGCUAAAACAUACUUAGCUUUUCAUGUCAAUAAAAUAUUUCUAUAUUGAGCUCGAAUUCAAAAGGUAAUUAAUGAUCAUUCAUAGGAAUACGAUUCUUUGCAUCUCAGGUUUAUAAAACAUGAUUCGUAUUAAAUAAAACAAUUUCUCUCUAUGCUUUGUAAACUUAUUCAAGUAAUAUUAUUUUACUAACUUUAAUUAAAGCACACUGUGGGGCCGGGGCUGAGAAGCCGAGCAAGCUAGAUGCAGGCAGAGUGAGCUCUUAAGCACUUUCUGGACUUAAGCCUACAACACCCAAUUCUUGUUGUCAUAUUUGACAUGUAUUCAAGGCAAAUACCUUCACAUGCCAGAUACUGCAUGGAAAGUUUGUUUUUUUAAGUUUAUCUUGAAAUCUUUGGGUCUAACAUUGUGUGGCCUAGUAGGGCAAGCCAAGCAGCUGAUCUCCUGUCCUAGAUACACACACAGUACUUACUAGUCCCAUUUCCCUGCCCCUUUGGACCGGUGGGUUUUAUCCUAAUCUAACCCAUUUUACAUAAUCCUAAUCUUGACCUGGCUUGACAUAGCAAGGACUCAGUUUUUACAACCUGUAUAUCUAUUUUGCCACAAUUUAAGAUAGCUGAUGUUCACCAUGUGGCAUCUAUGGAAGAACUAAACAUACCUGACUCUUACAUACAUCUUACAUUACAUUCAUAAAUAAUGCAGACUAUUAUCACCCUUUAAUCUCCUAUGUCUUAAAUUCUGGAAGCCAUUGAAGGAGAGGAGUGAUGAUGUGACCGCAAAAUCUUCCCAACACGACCGAAAACCACCUCCCUGCUUUGGUACUCCACCAGAGUUUCAUUUUAUCAUGUGUACAGAAAGAUUUCAGACUUCCAUUAAUAGUAUUGGAAUAAGUUAAACAUGUCUUAAUAAUUACUGGAAUCUAGUAUAUAUAUCUUUUUUUUUUUUUUUUUAUCAUAUUGAACCUUGACCCAAACACAUAAAUCUAGCAUAUUUGUUAGAAGAAUGUGAAUUUCUUGUUUCCUAUAAUAGAGUUCAUGCAUUACUGAUUCAUUACAAAUUCAUGCAGGGCAUUUCAGGCCUUGUAGGCCAAAAAGGAGAUCCAGGAUCCUAUGGUGCCAAAGGAGAAAAGGUAAGGUAACUUUAAUUUAUAUUGUCAAACUUUUGACAGUUUAUACUAUUGCCUGUACCUAGCAAUGUAGCUGAAAGAGGUUCCUGGUGCAAAAAAAUUAUUGGGCAUCCCUAUAGGGCAGUAGUGGCCAAAAGAUAGAUCUUCAGCCAUUGUACAACUUCCAUGAUGCUUUUCCAGCUGGGGAUCUGCCACUUGCGGUCUUGCACGUUUUUGCAGUGUUGUAUUUGUCUUUAGCACCUGUGUAUUUGAAUGAAAAUCUGUUUUCUAGGAUGUAUGUGUGUGUAAAAGUGAAUACAGACGUGCGUUUGUGUGUAGGGUUGGAUGCAGUAAUAUAUUUGUGUGAAAUGGUGUUUAAAAAAACAUGUGUAUUCACAGUAACACAUACACCGAGACACACUCAGAUACACAUGCACAGAUGCAACUUGACAUAAACAGGUACAUGCACACUGGCACACACAGAUAAAAACACUGACAUGAACCGUAAACUACACAAAUACCCACAGAUAUACACAGUGACACACACAGACAUACAGAUACACACAAUGAAACACACAGAUACACAAACUGACACACACUGAUACAAUCUAUCACAUACACAAGCACAUUGACACAGACACACCCAAGUAAAAGAUGUUGGCUUCUACUCCCUCUGCACAGAUAUGUAUUGUUUCUGUUUGCUGAAAUUUCAUACUUGCCUCUGCCCCAUCCACAAUUCUAGGUAAAUGGGGACUUAGGCAUAAUUUAAACAAACAAAAAAGAAGUCUGCCUAUGCUGCAUAUGUCCAUGCUGUGUCAGAGGAACCAGUACAACCAAAUGUAUGUGGUAGGUUCUCUGAUGGUGGAAGACAUACCAAUAUUUUUAUCCCAUGCUGUAAGUUUAGAUCUUGAUCCAUGUUGCAUAAAAGUUUGCAUUUGUGCACUACCAUAGUAGAACAGUGAUAUUCACUUGGGCACCCACCUAUCACAAGGACAGAGCCCAUGGUUGUGCCAUGGCCAUUAAGAUUUUUUAGCAGCUGUAAAGUAGUGGUACACAAAGAGGACCAGAAACAUGAAAUUGUCAAGACUUGUAGUCAACAGAAGGAAUGGGAGCACAUGUUUUCAGCCUUAAAAGAGUGGGUCUGUGUUGAAAGAAAAUGUUCAUGGUCAAAUAAAAGAAAAUCUCAAUAUGUGACCCUGGAUCAUAGUUGAGAAGAUGUUUGAGUUAGGAUACACAACAAUCCAGAACCUCUUGAAAUUAUUUGCAAUGUAAUCUAGCAUUAUAAUAGGUGAAGGUAAGCCAGUAGGGCACUCUAACAGUAAGGUAGGCAGAGAGUGGUGCAAGAGUGAGAGAAAAGUAAUGGGUAAGUUUGGCAUGUAUAGUUUGUUCUUUGGACACCCAGGAGCAAGCGGAGACAAGAGGGAUUCAUGCUCCUUACAUAUCAGAGCCCCACUGCAAUCGCUGAUAUAGGGGUUUUUUUGUUGUUGUUUUUUUUAUUAAACAGAAAACUAGAAUCCAGUGUUACUAUUACAAUUAUUAUCCUUGAAUAGAUUCUCUUGAUAUAAUGUACCAAACAAUCUGACUGAUAUUUUUCAGGGUAACAGGGGAAUACUGGGCACUGAAGGAUAUCGAGGAGUGCCUGGGGUUUCUGGAGCUAAGGUAACAAAUUGUACAAUUUGAAAGAGAUAUAACUGGAUUGUAUGAACUGGAGAUUAUAGCCAUCUUGGCAACUGUAGCCUAAAUUUUUCAAACAUCAUCAAAACGUAUUGUUUAGAGCGUAAAUACCAAACAAUAAUACGUCUGGGACACUUUAAUAUAUCACUAUAUCCAUGGUGUUCUUGCUCACUGUCAUUGACCAUAAAAUGUAUAGAUGGGGAAAAAUGAGUCAACCCUUCUACCGUUACAAAAGCGACACUCAGGGUAAUUCACUAAAUGGGAUAAUUCCAACCGGAAUGGCAAUUCUAAUAUAUUUACUAAAGCUAAUUCUGUUCGAAAUUUGGUCAAUCUUACCAAAUCUGUAGAAUUCGGUCAACAACGUUCAGUGUAUGUAUAAAAAUCAGUGCUUUUCUCAUCCAAACCCUAUACAAGGUAUAUGAUUUGAAAUAUUUACAAAGCAUUAAUUGUAUAGAAAAAAAUCAGGGCCAAAUACUUCUGGCAGGAUUUAUAUUUGCAAAUAAUCAUUCACUUGCUUAUUUCAAGCAAACUAUAAUUUGAAAGACUAUUUGCCAGGUGAUAGCACUGGCAAGGCACAACGAGCCCAAACACUACAAAUGCGGGAUUGUCAUUUCUCCCCAAGUUAUUAAUGCUAUUGUGGUGACAAUGGAAAAGGAAUGAUGAGCGUAGAGAAACAGGGUUUGUUCUUUAUAUAACCAGUUUAAAUCUAUCGAUAGAUAGAGACAGACAGGUGAAUCUAACCUAUAUUUUUUUCCAAUUCAGGGAAACAUAGGAACCAGAGGACAAAAGGGAAACAAAGGAGAACGUGGGGAUGAGGUAAGUGUACUAUAUUUCAAAAAUAAAAUCUUUGCAAAUGAGCCACUCUAAGGGUAUUGCAGCGAUGCCUCGAUUUCUCGAUGGCAGGCUUCCGAUGCUCUGCCUGUGUGCUGAGUGCCUCAAGGGGUCAAGGCAUUCAGUGAAGACGUCCUUGAGGACGUCAUCAGAAACAUUCCCUUGAGGACUGAUGACGGUCCUGAACCAUCAUAACGUAAAACAGGCCAUCCUUAUUACUUACCCGAUCGCCAUCGUUCCCCCGCCAAUGAUCAGUGUUGCUCCCAGUCUGAGGGGACUGCCUGACAGCCCAGACAGAGAGAUCACAUUACCGCAAUGAGUCCAUGCAUCUGCCUGCAGGGGGACUGCCUAAACUGACAGGCAGUCUCCCUGUUACUGAAAAAUAAAAGAAAAUGUUAGCAAAUAAAAAAUAAAUAUUAAAAAAUAUAAAGAUAUCUUAUCUAUAUACUGUCAUACUAAAUGUGUUUAUAUAUUAAAAUAUACAUAUAUUAAUAUAAAAAUACACUUAUAACUAAAUUACACACGUAUGUGUAUAUAUAAUAUAUAUAUAUAUAUAUAUAUAUAUAUAUAUUAUAACUAUAUAUAAAUUGUAUAUUAUAAAAUAUAAAAAAUAAGUAAAUAAAAUUUAAAAAAGUAAAAAUAAUUUAAAAAAAUUAGUUAUAUAUAUAUAUAUAUAUAUAUAUAUAUAGACACAUGUAAUUUUAUUCUAACUGUAUUUUGAUAUUAAUAUAUAUUUAGAUCAAAAUACUCUUAGAAUGAAAUUUGAUAUAUAUAUAUAUAUUAUAUAUAUAUAUAUAUAUAUGUAUGUAUGUAUAUAUAAAUAAAAAUAAUAUGAAAUAUAUAAAUAGAUCCAUAUACAUAAUUACAUAAAUAAUUUCAUAAAUAUACACGUAGAGUUCAAAUAUAUAAAUAUGUAUAUAUAUUUAAAUUCAAUAUGCAUAUUUAUGCAAUAUUUUUACAACAGUAAAACAUAUCACAGCCAUGAUAUUGUCAGUAAAAAUGAAGUUGUUUGCAUUUUUCACACACAAAUGGCACUUUCACUGAUGAUUUCAUUGUUGUGAUACAUUUUACUGUUUUGAAACACUAAUAUUUGUGUUCAGCGAAGUCUCCCAAGUAUAACAUAACCCCCCAUGCACAGGGUUUAUAGUGUUUUUGAAAGUUACAGCGUCAAAUGUAAGGCUUGAUUUUCAGUUUUUUUCACAUUGAAAUUUGCCAGAUUGGCUAUGUUGUCUUUAAGACCGUAUGGUAGCCCGGGAAUGAGAAUUAUCCCUAUGAUGGCAUACCAUUUGCAAAAGAAGACCCCAAGGUAUUGCAAAUGGGGUAUGUUCAGCCUUUUUUAGUAGCCACUUAGUCACAAACACUGGCCAAAGUUAGCGUUUUUGAAUUUUUAACACACAAACAAAUAUAAAUGCUAACUUUGGCCAGUGUUUGUGACUAAGUGGCUACUAAAAAAGACUGGACAUACCCCUUAUUGAAUACCCUGGGUUGUCUACUCUAAAAAAAUAUGUACAUGUGGGGUGUGAUUCAUAGAUUUAUGACAGAUAACAGUGUUACGUCGUCACUAUUGAUAAAUUUAAAAUAUAUAUAUAUAUUGAAACAGCAAUUUCAUACUUGUACUUAUAGCCCUAUAACUUGCAAAAAAGCACAUAAACAUUGGGUAUUUUUAAACUCAGGACAAAAUUUUGAAUCUAUUUAGCAGUUUUUUUCAUUGGCUUUUGUAGAUAAGUAAAAGAUUUUUCAAGUAAAAGUCACCAAAAGGUCUUCCGGGUCUUUUGGUGUUGCUGAGCUCACCGGUGUGUUCUUUCUUUUUAAGGAUGUUCCAAACAGUUGAUUUGGCCACACCAAAUGUUUUUGCUAUCUCUCUGAAGGGUUUGUUUUGUUUCUUUCAGCCUAAUGAUGGCUUGCUUCACUGAUAGUGACAGCUCUUUGGAUCUCAUAUUGAGAGUAGACAGCAACAGAUACCAAAUAGCACUCUUGAAAUGAACUCUAGACCUUUUAUCUGCUCCUUGUAAAUGGGAUAAUGAGGGAAUAACACACACCUGGCCAUGGAACAGCUGAGCAGCCAAUUGUCCCAUUACUUUUGGUCCCUUAAAAAGUGGGAGGCACAAAUACAAUUCCUACACAGUUCACCUGAUUUGGAUGUAAAUACCCUCAAAUUAAAGCUGAAAGUCUGCAGUUAAAGCACAUCUUGUUCGUUUCAUUUCAAACCCAUUGUGUUGGUGUAUAGAGCCAAAAAGAUUAGAAUUGUGUCGAUGUCCCAAUAUUUAUGGACCUGACUGUACAACAUCGCAAAAACAGGCCGGUCCUUAAGGGGUUAAAGGACUACUAUAGUGCCAGGAAAACAUACUCCUUUUCCUGGCACUAUAGGGUCUCUAGGUCCCCCCCCACCCUUAGGGUCCCCCUCCCACUGGGCUCUAAGGGGAGGAAGGGGUUAAACACUCACCUUUUCUCCACCGCCGGGCUCCCUCAGCGGUGGGGACUCUCCGCCUCCUUUCCCGUCAUCGGCUGAAUGUGCAUGCGCGGCAAGAGCCGCACGCGUAUCCAGCCAGUCUAAUAGGAAAGCAUUCUCAAUGCUUGCCUAUGGACGCUGGCGUCUUCUCAUUGUGAAAAUCACAUUAAGCGCCAGUAGCGCUAGGCACGGAAGCGCCUCUAGCGGCUGUCAAUGAGACAGCAACUAGAGGCUGGAUUAACCCAUUGGUAAACAUAGCAGUUUCUCUGAAACUGCUAUGUUUACAGCAGAAAGGGUUAAUUCUAGGGGGACCUGGCACCCAGACCACUUCAUUAAGCUGAAGUGGUCUGGGUGCCUAUAGAGGUCCUUUAACGUUAAGAAAACUAAAAAACGGUCUGGUCACUAAGGGGUUAAACCAAAAGUGUUGGGCAAUUUAUUUCAGGUCAGGGGCACAUUGUAGAGUACUAUGUGUAUAAUUAUAAAGGGAAAUGUUUGCAUGUAUAUGUUUGAGCAUGAGUGCGUGUAACAGAGAAAAAUAUAAAUCCCAAACUGGCUCUGGCCUACCAGUAGGCUUAGUGGCAAUUCAGAUAUGCUUGUGCAAACUGAGUGGUGAUUGCAGGUGGUGAAGGGUAAUCCUCAGUUUAUGCAUUGCAACACUUAGAGGAAGUGAUCAAUCCAUAUACACACAUACAACCCCACAAGCAGCGUCUCACGUGCAAUAAUCCAAGCAACCAUGCAUAUAUACACACCAAACACUCAAUGUGGCAUAUUAUCCACACACAAUAUUACAUAAACAUCCCCCAUACAGAGCCCACAUUCAUAAGUAUCAUACACAAUACUAUAAACUACUUAUGAACAUAUCAGUGGCGGAUCAAGAGACUGAUCUCGGGAGGGGCACGUUUAUAUUAUUUAAAGAAAUAAUCCAUGCACAAUAACCACUACAGCUCUGUGUAGUGGUUAUGGUGCCAGGAGUGCCGGGACCCCCUCCCAGAGUAAGUAGUCAAACCAUUUAAGAACAGUUUGACAACUUACCUGGGAUCUGCUGGAAUAUGGGGCUGUAGUAGAGCAUAGGAGCAGUGGUGUAAUGUGAGGGGUGCAGUGUGUGUGUGGGGGAGGGGGUGUAGUGUGUGAAUGUGUAGGGUGUGUGGGGCAAUGUGUGUAUGGGGGCUGUGUAUGUGUGUGUGUGGGGUAAUGUGUGUGUGUGUGUGUGUGUGUGGGUGGCAGUUUGUGUAUGGGUGGGCAGUGUAUAUGUGUGUGUGGGGGUAGUGUGUUUAUGGGGGACUGUAUGUGUGUGUGGCAAUGUGUGUGUGAGGGGCAGUGUGUGUAUGGGUGGGCAAUGUAUAUGUGUGUGGGGCAGAGUGUUUGUAUGUGUGGGGGCAGUAUGUGUAUGGGGGCAGUGUAUGUGUGUAUGGUGUAUGGUAUGUAUGGGGGGGCAGUGUAUGUAUGGGGGCAGUGUGUAUGGGGGGCAGGUAUGUGUGUGUGGUGUGUGUAUGGGGGGUCACUGUAUGGCAGUGCAGGUGUAUGUGUGUGUGGGGGCAGUGUAUGUGUGUGUGUGUGGGCAGUGUGUGUAUGGGAGGCAGUGUAUGUGUGUGGGGGGGCAGUGGGGCAGGUGUGUGGGCAGUGUGUGUAUGGGGUAUGUGUGUGUGUGGGGGUAGUGUGUGCACGGGGGCAGUGUAUGUGUGUGUAUGGGGGGCAUGUGUGAAUGUGUGUUGAGGGCAGGGGGGCUUUUUGAUAAAAAAAUAAAUAAAGAAUUUAUAAAAUGUAAUAGAUUUAUGUCCCCCCUCCCUUCUUACCUUUAUUGGGAGGAGGGGGGACAUUUCUCCAACCCUGGUGGUUCGGGGGGAUUCCCUGGUGGUCCCAGUGGUAGGAGUGAACUCUAGCCCGUAGCUGCAGGACUAGAGUUCACUCUCGCAAGAUUUGGAGCGUUGCCAUGGUAACCGCGGCAACGCUCCAUGCUCGCGAGAAUAGGACCCGGAGGAGCUGCAGACUGAGCUUCCGGGUUCUCUCUCCCUCACUCCCCUGCCGGCUGCCAGCAUAAUGCCUGCGGACCAGGGAGGGAGAUUUCUGAUCUCCCUCCCCGGUCCGCAGGCACAUUGCAGGGUUGGCACUUGGAAAAUGCCAGCCCUGCAUUAGCCGGCAGGGGAGAAUCUCGGGGGGGGGGGGCAAUUGCCCUCCCCCCUGGAUCCGCCAGUGGAACAUAUACACUAUAACAGCCUGCAUACAUACAAAUACAAUGCUACAAGGCAACUGCAGCACCCAUAAAUAACACAAGCAGACUACGGCAAUAUACACACCUUAGUUUUAAAAAAUAGGAUUUGCACACCAAGGGACUCCCAGAUGUUUUUGACACAGUUUUGGCACAGUACUACUAAAAGGUUGCCUACCCAGCCAUAGGCUCCACAUGUGGUGGAUCCACAGUGGUGCUCAUCCUGUGAUUUCUGGAUUAAAUCUGCCAACUGCUUCCUUUUGCUAUUAAAGAGCAAGCAGAAACAGGUCACAGAUAACUGUGAGACCGGUUAAUCAGAUGAAUCUACUGGCUGAGCUGCACAUUAGAGACACCCCACAAUGGUCGUCUAAGGGUGCUUGGGCUAAGAGAGAUGCCAGGAAGGUGAAGCAAACGUCUUAAGUGCAGUCUUUAGGAGCAUGAAAGAAAAAUGGAUUUCACGUUGCCUGACUGUUAUGAGAGAGCUCCAGCUAUUACUCUUAACUAAACGAUAAACAAACAGAACAAUAGCUGAAAAUGUAGCCCAUGGAUCAGCGCAGCUAAGAGGAAUAGGCCUUGACAGAGCCAGGAGGUAGGCAUAGCAGCCACAGGAAUUUAGUGACAGCUAGCAUGCUGGGUAGGGCGGAGCCAUAAGGGGAGUAUUUAUACCAGCCAUUAUAUGAAGUGGCCAUUUUAACUGAACCUAAGCUUACCUGUCAGUUGUGAAAGCUGUCUGUCCUGGAGGGAGAAGGCAGCAGCAUGGAGGCAGCAUAGAAGAACAGGCAGCAUGGAGGCAGCAUGAAGAACAGGCAGCAUAGAGGCAGCAUGAAGAACAGGCAGCAUGGAGGUACAGGAGGCAGCAUGGAGAUACAGGAGAGGCUGGAGUGAGCUGCUACUACAUGAUCACUCCCAUCAGCAGCAUGGAGGCAGCAUAGAAGAACAGAGGCAGCAUGGAGGUACAGGAGAGGCUGGAGUGAGCUGCUGCUGCUGCAUGCUCACUCCCAUCAGCCUCAGACAGAGCUCCAAGAAAGCCACCAUCCUGGUCACAAAGGUUGUGGCAGAAUCGUGGCUGGUGGCUGCAGGAGCAGCUGGGGGCCCCGAGCACGUCUGCUACCCCCCCCCCCCACGCGGCGGUGGAACAGAGGCCAGCAAGGAGAGCGAUGACACCCCAGCGGCAGCCUGUGAGUGACAUCCUUAGUUCGCCAGCCCGUGAGCCUGUUAGGAGGCGGCAAGGGGAAGGCUGAAAAUGAGGUCGGAAAGCAGGCAAGAGUUGGAGGGCGGCUGGCGCCGUUUUUUUUUCGACGCGGCGCCGGUCAGGCAAGGUGGCAGGUCAGGAUGAGGCCGCACAGGAAGAGCGCCCCCUGCAAUAAGGCGGGGGGUGGGAAAGCACAAAGGACAGCGGAAUCCAGCAUGACAUGAUGGCCGCCAGGCAGGGAGAGCGGGGACAUUGAGGGGGCACUUGAAGGUGGAGGAUAAGAUUUGAUAAAGGGGAUUUGAAAAAAAAUAAAACAUUUCCUGUCUUCCGCUCGAUGAGUUCAUUGAUUUAAAAGGGGUGGUUCCUAAUGAUGGUGCAGGAAAUGCGCUCUUUCCGGGGGCUGCCGGCGCACCCCCAGGAGGUGCGGUGCUGGCUGGACAGAAGAAAGGUCAGUGCAACUAGGGACUGUCGGGCAGGCUUCGAUACGGGUGUUCCGGAGGCAGUGGGAGUCACGGUGUCAACUGACGUGUCAAGAAAGGAAAACCUAAGGCAGGAAGGGUACUUGGCAGGGCUUCAGGUCCGCGAUUGCGGCUCGGAGUGGCACCAGUGAUGAUCAGUGCAUUGCUGCUGUGGCUAAGGCAGUAAGCUUCCCAUGAAUGCGCUAGUUUUAUGGCUGGGAUUGUUGAGGGGGUUUACGCUAUUCCAUUCAAAGUCGAGGGACCAGGAAAAGUGGUGGGCGAAUAUUAAGUCCAUGGGGGAACUUCCGCGCCAUUAGCUGACCUGUGGGUGUCUCCAUGGGGGGUGGUCCCCUAGAAAUGGGCGGGCAAAUUCCGUCCGAUACAAAACUUAUCGCACCCGAAAGGGGCAUCGGUAAAUGAGGACAUUGCCGCGGAACUGUUCUGUAUCGUUGGCAUCAUUCGGCCUUGCCGUCGAGUUGGUUUGGGGGAACAGGACGCGUUCGAUUAUUGGCGACCCUUCCAUCUUUUGGGUUGCAUGUUUGCAGGUUCCUAUUGGUAACCUCUACUUGCCAAGGGGCAGUUCCAUUCAUGUUCCUACUUCGGGAAUCAGAAAGGGGUUCCUUAGUACAUCAUCUGUAACAUAGCUUGCUGUGUGGUCUCGGCUGGGCCGGGCCGUUGUGGACAUACCUUACGGUCGCGGGAAUCCUACCGCACGUCUUUGCUUGGGCUGGAAGUUGUUUCGGUGGUAGGAGAGUGUCGAUUGCCUGGGGUUCCGUUGACUGCACUUCGGGAGUUCAGGCUGAAGGUUCGCAGGUCCAAGAAGGUCACUGAGAAAUCGCAGUUGUUCAUAAGGCAGUUUCAAGUUGCAUGUCGGGUUAGUCGCGAGGACUGGGUUGGUAGCCAUUUCAUGGCGAAGGCUACUUGUGGAGCCUUUGCGGGUGGUAUAUAGUUGUUCACGGAUACCUCUGGGAACAUAGAUUCCGGGGCAUACCUGGAAGGCAGGUGGUGCGCAGAGCGGUGGUGGGAGGCAUGAAAGGUGAGUCCUCUUAUUCGAAGUUGGCAUCUUUUAAGUUAUUUCCAUUGGGAGUGGCUGUGGCUCUAAAAGGUGAAGGAUUAAGGGAUGAAAAGUCAUAAUUCACGCACAAUACGGCGGGUUUCAUGUGGUUUACCAUCCAGCCGGGUCUUCGGUUCAGGAGGUACGCCGAUGGCGGCGAUUCGUAUCACUGUUCAGGUAUCGGGUGCAGGCAUGCCACGUGCCUGGUUGGCGGAAGGUAGGGGCUGAUUACUUGUCUCGCGCACAAGGGGACAAGCUGCGAAUGGCGGCCCCAGGGGGCGCGGGAGGAGGGUCAGUCCAGUCUGGAGGAAAUGUGGCAGCUCGAGACGCAAUGCUUGGAGGAUCGAUACAGAAUCCUAUGGCACCUGGCACAGGGACUGCCUAUGUGAACGUUUGAGAUAUGUGGGACAAGGCGGUUGGUUUCACUGUGGGGGCAAAGUCAAAGGAGGGGAGAAUGGAUACCUUGCUGUGGUUCCUAAGCCGUUUGUUCGUUCAGCGUUAGCUCCAUCGGCAAUGGACAGGAGCAUGGCGGCAUUGUCGUAGGGUUCAAACUGACCGAUUGGGAGGAAGUGAUGGAACGUUGUCACGUCCGUCAGGCAUCGCGGGUCUUACAGAGAGGUAUGAAAUAUGUCUGUGCCGGGCGGCAGGUUUCCUUGGGUAACGCAACGCCUGGUGGUGUAUUACUCUACUUUUGCAGUGAGCUUGCUUGCGGUGGCCUUCUCGGAGGCUUGGGGCAAUUUGAAUUGGGGAACUGGUGAGUGCCUUCGGGCAGGUGUUGGGGGGUUCUACACUCGGUUGUUGAACCUCAGUCGGUUAAGGUAACGAUUCAGUAGGGUUGUUCAAGAACGGAUGUUUCUGGUAAAGGAGGUUUGGUAAAGCUAUAUUCCCUGCCGGGGUCAGGGGUACGCCCGGUGUUAAGCGCAUCAUGCUACUUGGAGCUUUGCCCGGACAUCCCGGGUGUCUAACUGGUAAAAGGGGACAGAUCGGUGCUGUCACGAUUCAAUUCCCGCAGGUGUUUGUUCGGAGGGGUUUGACAAUGUUGGGUUUGGAUCCCGGGCACUUUGGGACCCAUUCUUCCCGGAUGAUGGCGGUAACAGAGGCACCCCACCUGAUUUUAAGUGAGGACAUAGGGAAACGUUUAGGCAGGUGGGAGUCAGUACGGUUUAAGUCCUGUUUCAGGCCAGUGUAUUUGGUUUAAUGGCUAUGGACGUAUGGGUUUGUGUUUGGGGCUAUGCCUUGUCACUAAUUACUUUUGUUUCAGGUUUGGUGACAUGGUUGGUGGGUCAUUAUUAUAUCUAAGGGGCACAGAUGGGAACCGCGUUUCGGUUCAAACGCAACUGGGCUUUCCUUUGGAAUUGGUGGAGUAGGAGUGGUUUUGGUUUUCGGGGAUUUUGGUGGCAAGACAUUAGGGGAGAAGAUUUUCCGGGAGGUAACAAGGGGUACUGUCCAGGACAUUCUGGAUAUUGGCAUGGUCCCGGAAAAGGAAUUGAUCAGGUGGAGGCAGAGGGAGGUGGACCGGCUAUGGGAGCUGGCCACGGGUGUGGUGGUGGUGCGGUCCGAGAUGGUUCCUCGGUUACAUUGGAGACAUACUAUGUACCCGGCCGUGGUAGCUCGGUGUCGAGGACGACUUAAUAAAAAAUUGAUGGCGGUAUUUAUCAGAUGUGGGGGCGGUGUAACAGUGAGACACAAUGAAUUGGGAGGAAAGCUCCCUGGGUACUCCAGGUGGGAUGGGGUACAUUUUUGGAUGUAAGGUGUGAUCUGUUUAAAUUGGGCCUUCAGGAAGGCAUUCAACAGGCCUUAUUCCGGUGUGGUGGGGAUCGCUCAGGAGCUUUAGGUGUCAAGUCCUGAGCUGUGGCGGGGAAUGGCCUGGUUAAAUCGGAGGGGAGAUGGAGGAGAAAGUGGGCAUCCUGAGGUUUAGUGUGGAUUGGGCAGUGUUGCACGUGGUUGGUAGGUUCGAGCCCGUCGGUGGCUCCGAACCUGGGGGUGUGGUGGUGUCUUGGUACACCCUACACUGGAACUGGUGGGUAGCGGUGUCUUGGUACACCCCUACAAUGGAUAUGGUGGGUAGCGGUGUCUUGGUACACCCCUACAAUGGAUAUGGUGGGUAGCGGUGUCUUGGUACACCCCUACAAUGGAUAUGGUGGGUAGCGGUGUCUCGGUACACCCCUACAAUUUAACCUGGUGGAAAUGUGGUCAAAUUGGGCGGCCAGUUUCUGUGUUAACAUGUUAUUUAGAUUGUUAUCUAUUGUUAUUAUUGUGGGGUCAUUGCUAGGGGUAUGUUAUGUAUAUGGGGGAGGUUAUCAUUAUAAAGAUUUGUUGGCAAUGACCCCAUUUGUUAUUCCUUAAUUAUUUUAUUAAUAAUUUAAUAAAGCUGUGGACGAAUUAUUUCCAACAGUAUAACCUGUGUCCGUGUUUUAAUGGGGGUUUGGGUAAGGUUAGCGCAUAUGCCGGCAAAUCCGACUGUGCGUCUGUCAUGUAGCCACAGAUGUAAAUCAGUAUGAAUUCAGGUUUCAAGCAUGAGUCACCAUGGCAUUUCAUUCAGGGGUCAGACCAGAAAUGGAGUCAAAACUGCAAAGUAUAAAGUUUGCAUUUUCCAUGAAAUAUGAUGUCAGAUGUUCUAUGUCUCUUUUGACUGAUGUUGGUUGGAGUUCACAGCAUAUUUAGUUGAUGAAUGAAGUAAUCUCUUACUAACCAGCUUUUUACAUACAGUCAUUGGUAGGCGGAACAUGAAUGGAGUUUUAGUCCACUAAAGGUCUAUUAGCAAGUUCAGAGAAUGUGUAUAUCACCAUACCAUCGCAAUAAAACCAUGUUUAAUGUUAAUACGUUUAUUGCAGAGCUCCACAGCAAUAUAGCUCACUGUAGAGGACUAUUUAGCAGUGCUCCAUAGCAUUACAUGAGUGUACCACAGUGUUCCACAGCAAUGAAACUCACAGUAAUAUGCAAAAGGCAUAAGUAUAUGAGAAAGCACUGCAGCACUGAUUAAAAUGUGCAAUGUGAAAUAUUGUAUUACAAAACCUGCAGCAAUAAAAACCGUGAGUUGUGUACACAGGCAUGCACACAGGUUGUGCUGGAUGUGCCUAGGUACACCCUAAUGCAGUCAGAGUGCCGUUUGCUGGACAAUAAAGCAGGGGGAUGAAAAGACCGCGCACCUCCUCAUUUUGUUUUUAAAUAGCAUGGUGCCAAUCGAUUUAACUGGUACCAUGCAAACUAUUGCUGUCUACCAUUGAUGAACAGAAGAAAUAGACACGCUGUUCAGCUUGCAGAUUGUCUAAAUGGUGAACUAAUAUCCUGAAAAAAUGAAGCUAUUACACUUCCUGAUUUUCAAAGACUGAAUGCAGAAAAUGUUCAUAGCUCUAAGCGUAUUCACAUGUACGUCCGUCAGGCGACAACUGUACUCCUGAUGAACUAGUUAGUUGAUGAGCUGGUUAAUACAUCUCCUGGUGAACAAACAUACAGUUAGAAUAAUGUGUUUACGGCAAGUUAUAUGACAAGAGAGAAUGUUUGAUUAAGCAUACAGCUAUGUACAGGAAAGACAGAAAACCAAAUUAUUUCCUCUGAAAUAGCUGGCAGUAAUGAAUCAGGUCUUAUCUUCUAAUCCAUACUUUAUACUGAAUGCAUUUACUCGUAUAAAUCUAAGGUCUGGACUGGCCAAUGUCAAUUCUGUGCAAAAGUGAUGCUUCCAUCCUGCCCCUGUCUUCCCAUCAGUCUGUCCUUCCUGACAUCCUUCCCUGUCCGGCGAGGGGGAGUGACAUCAGGUAAGGAAGAUUGGGCUGCAGGGAGAAUUUGCACACAGUAAUGGAACAGUGGUAAGAGUAUGCGUAUAACUAAUCUGUAUUUUAGAUACGCAAUGUAAUAUAAUGCAUUUUGGACAUGAAGAUAUUAUGUAUCAUUAAUACUAUAUACUGCAUUAUAUUCCACAGGGAGAUAUUGGAAAAAAUGGCUUAAUUGGGAAAAAGGUAGGUACUAUUAACCAUGACACUUAAAAAUUGAGUUGUAUAGUUACAUCCAUAUUGUGUCUGUAUUUGCAGUGCAACAUUCAUAACCGCCCAUUAAGUAGCAUGUGAGACAAAAAAGAUUAAAACUGAUAUUUUUCCUUGGGUAUCUGUCUUGGUCUCUAGCUGCAAGCAAAUCCGCCACGAAAACUACUAAAUGUUUUAAUAUGUCAAAUGGAAAAGUCACAACAAAACCGGCAUGUGCCACACAAGAAAAUCGAAGAAAAAGAAUGGUCACAGGUCGAAGCUCACCAACAAGGACAGACAGAUGUCAAAAUGUAACUACUAUAUGACACCAAAGUACAGAAGCAAAAAUUAAUUUGAAAUUGAAUCAGCACUACCGUGACCAACAUUCAACAAAAAGUUAGCAGUAACAAAAAAUAAAACACAAUAUAUGAGAAUUUAUGGCUAAAUUGUCAUUCAGAAGAAAUUGUGUCCAACAAUGUAACAAAAAUAUGUAUUUCUCUGUGCAGAUUGGCUUGCAUUUGAAGGAAGGUAAUCUGCAAGGCCAACUGUUAGAUUUCAUAUCUGCAGUCUCUUGCCCUCAUUAGGUUUGAUAAUUGCCCUGCAAUGUCAUAUAAUGCGCAGGAAACAUAAGGCUAUUUUUUAGAGCACCAGGAGCAUCUCAUGCUACAACUGCUGCUUCAUAGUGUUUUUCCCAUAUUUCAGACUGAUUGUAUUCCAGAUAGCCUGUUAAACAAAUCCAUGAGUGGCUUAUUGAACACCAUGAUGAGUUCAAAUACCUUCCAUGGAUUCCUAAUCACAAAAUUCCGGAGCACAAGGUAUGAUUCUGUGUCAAUCAUAGAAAGCAAAUUUGUCAAUAUCUGGCCAAUAAAAGCUCUGUAAAGUGGGCUAAAGUGGCAUGAAGAUUCAAAAUGAGAAGAGGACACCAAGGAGAAGUCCUUAAAAAGACAAUGAGAAGGAAAGACGGAAAUGUAAUGGUAGCAGAAUAGAUACUGACGGAGCGCAGUACAAGUGUAGAUAUAAGCAAGGACAUAAAAUGGUAAGAAAAAAAAUGUUAGAAGGGAGGGCUCGCUGGAAAAAAACGACAAAGAAAAUAAAGGGGUAUAAUGUAAGUAAAGUAAAUGCUAUAGGUCUUCGAAAACAAAAUUACAAGAGUAAGAUCAGAAGAAGAUUUGUACACACAUCAUCACUGAGAUACAGGUAAUAUAUAUGCUAUUCUACUUUCUAUAUAUCAGAUGACUCACUACCAAAGAUAAGCAAAACUCUUUAUACAACUAAAUACGAGAAAGCUUAAGAAUAAAGUUUUGCCUAUGCAAGAGUUGUAAUGAGGCACUGAAUGUUUAUUGCAGUCAAUAGCCUAUCAUAACACUGUGUGUAUUUAAAGGAUUCCAUACAUAUACAUAUCAUAAAACACUGGUAUAAUACAUAAACUAUGGUUCAACAGCUAUGCUUUCUGGCCUUUUCUUUCAACUAGGGUGAAGAUGGUGAGCAAGGUUUGAAAGGUCCUAGUGGCAUCCGAGGACCUCGUGGAGAAAAGGUAAUAAAAAUAUGAAUAAAUAAAAGAGCAUAUAUAUAAAUUAUACAGAUAAUAAUGUAAUAUAUUGCCCAUAAUUUAUAAAGUGUUUAAUUAACCAAAGGUAAUACUAUAUAAAAGCAAUAUACCGUGCUACACACAUUAGCGGUGUAUAGAAUCAUACAUUUUCCAGACGUUUUUAAACAUUGGAGGGGAAAAAAUGCUGAGCAGUUAAAUGGACACUAUAGUCACCAGAACAAUUACAGCUUAAUGUAGUUGUUCUGGUGAGUAUAAUAGCUCCCUUCAGGCAUUUUCAUGUAAACACUGACUUUUCAGUGAAAAGGCAGUGUUUACAUUGCCCCUAGGGACACCUCCAAGUAACCAGUCCUCAGAUGGCCACUGGAGUACUUCCUGGCUCAGUGCUGCACAGUAAGCAGACCUGCCAUUCAGCGUCCCCACAUUUUGCAAGGAGACGCUGAAUAUUAGAUAGUGCUAGUGCUACACAAGCUGAAGAGUUUAUAAAUAAUCUGUUGUAAAAGAAUUGUGAAUAUAUAUAAUGCAAAAUCAAUGUGAUAAUGCCAUUCAAAUAAAUGCAGUGUCAGAAUGAAACAAUUAAAGUGAUAGUGCUUUGCUGUAUAUACUCACAAUGCAAUUUAUAUAUCUGCUCUAUGAUAAUUAUUAUCCCCAAUCCCCAAUGACCACUGCAACACAGUCAGUGAUUACAAACAGGGCCGUCUUUAAUAUUGAUUGGACCCUGGGCAAGCAUCUGCUUGGGCCCCCUGGGCAUGCAAUCACUCCCUCCACCCCAACCUAGAGGCGAAACUAAUGUAGAGAGUGCCUUGGUGCAAAAAAAUAAUAAUUCAGGCCUGCACUGUAGCACAAGAGUAAAGAAAAGAUAGAUCCCCAUCUGUCAUACAACUCCUGCGAUGCUAUGCCAGGUGGGGAUCUACCAUCCUUGCAGGGUUGUAUUUUUGAGCAGUGUUUGUGCAAUUGAAUGUCAGCAUGUUAUUGUAUAGAGUGUAUGUGUGCAUGUAGGAGUGUAUUUGUAUGUACUGUUACCAUUGGAAUGCAGUGGUGUACUUGUGUGUAGUGUUUGCGUUUGAAUGCACUAAUGUGUGAUUGUCGGUAGUGUUGGCUUUUAAAUGCAGGUGUACUUUUGUGUGUAGAGUUGGUGUUUGUAUAUAAUUUUAGCGUUUUAAUACAGGAAUGUGUUUGUAUGUAAUGUUUGUAUUUGCAUGCAGGGGGUUGUUUGGAUGUAGUGUUGUGUACAUUUGUGUGUAGUAUUGGUGUUUCAGCAAACUGGUGUGUUUGUAUGUAAUGUUUGUGUUUGCAGGGCUCUGUUUGCAUGUUGUGUGAUUUCUAUAACACAUAUACACAUACACAUUAACACGCAGAUACACACAUAGGCACACUGACACAUGCUCACACCUUGACACAUACUGGCACAUACACACACACACUCAGAUACACACCCUUUGACACACAGAUACAAGCACUUUGAUACACACACACACUGGCACAUCCACACACAGAGGUACACACACACACUGACACAGGUAUGUACACACACACUCAGAUACACACAUACAUAAAGGUAUAAAUGCAGGGGUGUAUAUGUGUACAGUGCUAGAGAUGGAGUGUAUUUGUGUUGGCAUUAAAAUGCUGGGAUGUAUGCAUUACCACACACUCAGAUGCACACUUACACACACUGACACAUACAUACACACAUACACACACACACACACACACACACAAACACACACACACACAGGUACACAUACACACUGACACACAGACAAACACAGCCAGAUACAAACAAUGAUACAAACACAGCCAAAUACACACAAGGACAUAAAAACAGCCAGAUACACAUACACAUAUAUGUGUACAUUUACAUAUUUUAAUCUCUGCCUUCUAGCAGCUCUUGGACAGCAACUCCCAGCAACCUUGGCCAUAAUAAUGUCUCAACUCUGUUCUUACAUACCCUGGUCCAGAAUUUGGCAAAAGUGACAUUUGAAAAUGGUAUACAGCCUUUGAUAACACUUGAUGCAAUAAUAUGUUAAAAUAAAUACUUUUAAAAUUUAUAUUUAAUAGGGAACUGUCAGGUUCUUCUAGGAUUUUUAACAUGUACUUAUUCCCUGUGUGUUACAUUACAAACACCAACACUUGAAUAAAAGUGAUAUCAGAAAUAAGCAAAACAAAAAAACAAAACAUAUUUAGCCACCCUCCUGUCUCCUUACAUUUUGGGUACAGAAAGGUGGCUUCCCUGGGGUCCAGUGAGAGCUUGUUGGCCCAGGCUGAUGGGAGUCUGCCAUCAGCUUUCUCAGUCCCUCUCCCCAACAAUGCUUGCAUCCUCCUCCAUGUGGUGUGUGCCUCCUCCCCAGCGGCACUGAGGAGGAAGUGAUCUGACCUCACUGCCUCCCAGCAUGCCACGGAGAAGAAAAGGGAUCACAGGGCAGUGUGUGAGGGGCUAGCUGUGUGUUUGUAUUCAGCCAACCCCCAUAUUACAAGGGCCCGGUCUAGAGCAGUAUUAAAGGGCUGUGGCCCCUGAUUACCUCAGGUGCUGCAGGGGGCCGUGGGGCAGCUGCCUUACGGCCCCCAGGAGUAACUGGGCCCGGGGCAGCUGCCCCUUUUGCCCCUCCUUAAAGAAAAAAGAAAAGAAAAACUACCACAACAAGAGGACAUAGUCUUAAAUUAGAGGGACAAAGGUUUAAAAAUAAUAUCAGGAAGUAUUACUUUACUGAGAGGGUAGUGGAUGCAUGGAAUAGCCUUCCAGCUGAAGUGGUAGAGGUUAACACAGUAAAGGAGUUUAAGCAUGUGUGGGAUAGGCAUAAGGCUAUCCUAACUAUAAGAUAAGGCUAGGGACUAAUGAAAGUAUUUAGAAUUGGGCAGACUAGAUGGGCCGAAUGGUUCUUAUCUGCCGUCACAUUCUAUGUUUCUAUCUUAACAUGGAUGGAAACUCUCUGGUUCUAAUACUCUUAUAGUACUUGUACUUUCUUUGUUUUUUAUUGGGGUGGGGUAGCAAAUUAUAGAAGGCAUUUUGAUAAGGGGUGCCCUCAAAUGCACAAGAUUUAGGAAAUAGUUAUUCUUUUCAGACUAUCAUUUACUACUGAUUAUCCAUACUUCUUAUAGGAAUUAGACUUUUGUUCAAUCAUCAUCAUGUGUCCGCUAGAUUUAUUGUCCUACCAAUGUUAAGAUUUUAAACCGCUAUUACCAUAUCGGCGGUUAGUAAAUACUAGCAGCAAUCUAUUUUCUUAUCCUGCUGGUUUUCUGGAUUACUUAUCAUAUAUAUAAACUAACAGCAACGCCGUUACCAUAUCGGCAGUUUAGAAUAGCAAUCUUUAUACCUCUAACUGCUGCCUUUUGGCAUUACUAUGUCAGCUGUCAUAAAACACUAAUAGUAAUCUUAUGGAGAACAAAAAACAGGGCGCUAGAGAAUACUGAGAACAGGCAGCAGCUGAAAUAGCCUGCCCUUCGGUGGGUCCCCGCUCAGUUCUCAAGCUGGUUUUAGCUCAUCUUGUGCCAUUACAGAGAGAACAUCUCUGAAACAUAUCAGACUGGUCCCACCCAUACGGGCAGUCCAGAUCCAAAAUGCCAGCAAGUUCCCUCUGCACGAGAGAUACAGCAACUCCAGACGAUCGUUUCAUCCUUGUUAGGCAUCAAUGAUGAUGCCUAACAAGGCUGAAACGAUCGUCUGGGGUUGCUGAAUCUCUCGUGCAGAGAGAGCCGGUCUGUAUUUUGGAUCUGUUCUGCCCUUUAGGGUGGAAUCAGUCUGAGAUGCAUGGUCUGGUUCUCUCUGUAAUGGCACAAGAUGAGCUAAAACCAGCUUGAGAACUGAGCGGGGACCCACCGAAGGACAGGUUAAUUGAGCUGCUGUCUGUUUUCAGCACUCGCUUGCGACUUGUUUUUUUUUUGCUCUCGCUAAUAGUAAUCUCUCGCUUAAUUUAUCAUUCUACCAAUUUUAUGGUUAUAUACCGCUGUCACAAUGUCGUGGUUUGAUAAUACUAGCAGCAAUCUAAUUCCCUAUUUUGCUGUGUCUCUGCACUACUUUGAAAACAGCUACAAAAUAUGAAUAGCAGCGCUGCCACACUGCCGGCAGUGAAAAAUAUCCAUUACCAGCAGUAAUCAUAUACUUUAUACUGCUGCCUUUCGGCAUAAUUAAUGUCAGCAGUUAUAAAACACUAAUAGUAAGCUGAGUACUUCUCUCCCUGCCUCUUGGCACCAUGCCUAUUUCUCGUUCAUAUUGCUGGUAGACAAUUAUUAAGCAGCAGCAAUUGACUGUUCCUCUUAUCAAUCCCGUUUGUUCGGGUUUGUGCUCUCUCCCUUGUUUAGAUACAAGUGGCAACAUGACUGGUGUAUAGUCGCCAUAUGGGCAGUCGGAACCUUGGACAAAACCCCCCCACAUACUUAUCCCAAUAACACGCUGACACUAGGGUAUAUGGGUCAAAUUGUCCACAGCUUUUAUUACACAAAUAUAUAAUAAUAACGAUAAUAAAAUAAUUAAUAAUCAUAAUAAUGAUAAUAAUUUAACAUAAAAACAUGGGUCAUUGCCCCCAUACUGGGCCCUCACAUCCGUAUCCUUCUUUUAAUAUAAAAGGCAAUGACCCCAACAUAACUAACACAUAUAUAUAUAUAUAUAUAUAUAUAUAUAACAAUGUUCAACCUUACUCCAACAUGAACAAAUUCGAGUGCCAACCAUAAGUAACCACGGCAGGGGUAUACCCGGAUAACCCUACCCAACCAGGUUCUGAGCCACCUCCAGGACUCGAAACUUACCAACCACCAGUGACCACAAUUUUUCAUGUUCAUCCCGUUCAUCAUGGGGAGCCUAUUUCCUCUUCCUCAGCUCCCUAUCCCGCCACAAGCUCAGACCUUGACCCCUUAAGCUGGUGAGCGGGCAGAUAGGGGGGGAGUGAGCAAGUUUCCCCUGGGGUGCGGGUGGCGGGAGGGGGGGUACCAAAGGGGGCACCAGGCAACUUGCGGGGCUUAGGGGGGGCUGGAGGAGGGCGAAUUUCGGAAGCAAGGGGGCCAGGGUCGCCGGACAGUACACAGGGGGCGCUGGGAGGGUCCUCUGGCCUGGCAGGCAAGGCUGGGGAGACGGGUGUUGAGGCUAGGGCCUCCGAGCCUGCCUCCGCUUCCUCCCGCCGCCUCUUCAGCGCCAGUGUCGCUGGCCUCUGGCCCCGUGCCCGGACUCAAGCGCCGUGGGGGCCUCCUGGCCGUGCACCUCCGCGUCCACCCCUGCCAUCCCUUCCCGCUGCCGCCGUCAGGAUCUGUCACAGCUGGGCUCGCACCCAGUCCGCUCCCUGUUGCCGCGCUGCCGACCGGAUGCCUUCCAGGAGCCUCUCCAUGUUGUCCAUGGCCCUGCAGAAGGAGACAAAAGAAGAAACCCUACCCAGCAAAUCCGUGAGCACCGGAGUGCACACAACCUCGACCAGGUAGGAGAUUAAAAGUGCUCAUUCCAAAAAAUGGCUGCCUAUUUAAAUAGACAAACCCCUUUUCCCACAACUCACCAGUCCUAGCCGCUUCCUCCUCGGCCUGCCUCUUAACCCCUGUCAAGGCCCUUUUUCGCUGAGCUGUGCUUUGGCUGCAUGGGGCUACAUUACUUGGUUUUGCCACUUUGUUCUCAAUCCUUACCACAAUAUAUUUGAGCUCUUUUAGACAGUGCUACCAAUGUAUUUAUACCACUUUAUUGUAUAUUACUAUUAUAGCCUGUUCUAUCUAUUAGAGCCAUACUAUGGAGAGUCUCUUUCUCCUUGUUGUUUUUAGCUUCUUUUCAUAUUUUUUUUUCAUACUUUUUCAUAUAUUUUAAUUUAUUAAAUAAAAGUUAUAUUUUAUGUUACUACAUAUUACAUACUCCUUUUAGGUAGCAUAGAACACUUUUUUUCUUUUUCUUUUUCAUAAUGGGAACACCCACAUCAACCACUAUAUUCAAAACAGUCACUCCACCAAGAAAAGAACAUUGAUAUUUGUGGCUAAGAGUGGAUAACCUUUGUGAUAUCCAUUCUCAGCAAUAUCUAUUAUUUGGGACAACAUUCAUUUCUGUUUGAACAAAAUGAGAAGGUCUGUAAGAGACACUAAAAGGAAACAUUCGCUUUUGAUAUGUUAUGGUAUGUAUUAAUAAAUUGCAUACUUAGUUUAAAAUAAGAACGGUUUUGUAACUGGUUAAUAAUUCUCCUAAUUAGUCUCAUAUUUAGUCUGUGCUACAGUGUUUCCUACAUAUAUAUUUAAGACACAUGUCUUCAGUAUAUUGAAGACACAUUUGGAGAUACAUGUGCUGCAAAACAUGUAAAUAAGGGACGAUCCGCUGAUUAUAUCACGGUGUCAACUAAUCAUUCUAAUAUAUUGUUCAGAAUUGCUUUUUACGCAUUCCACAUUUUCUUGGGUUCUUAAUAAGAAAGACAUACAUUUGAAAUCAAAUGAUUUGUUUGAUUGUAAACCAAGCUUAACAGAGGGGACAUAGAAAAAUGUCCCCUAGGGACAGAGCUACCUAAGACUUGUCUAUAGGCUGAAUUGUAGGUGGAGAUAAGUGAGGUUGAACACAGUGGUCCCCAACCCAGUCCUCAUGGACCACCAACAGUUCAUGAUGUAUGUGUGUCCCUGUUUAAUUCCAAUGGAGAUACUGGCAAAAACUGGACUGCUGGUGGUCCAUGAGGACUGGGUUGGGGAACACUGAACAGACUGGCUGAAAUAUUGCAUUGUACAGCCAAACAGGAAGCAUAACUGACUUGGAAAAUUUGACUAGUUUGUCUGUAUUGACCUUCCAUUUGAAAUUCACUUUGAAUUCUCUGUGAACUCCUGACAAUUCAAUUUUAGUGAAUGUUCUUGUUAAACUUUCCUAUAUGCUCUUUUUAACUUAUACUGAACCAUUAGUCUUUUUAAUUGAGGUGACUUGGCAAGAAAAUGAAACAUUUUUGCAGUACAAUGCUUAAUAUUUAGUACAUUUGUGUAUAAUUAUAAGUCAAAUAUUUUAGAACGUCUAAAGGAAAUGAUCAUAUCACACACUGUACUAGCCAGUGAAGCUUUAUUAUUAUUAUUUGUGACUUAAAACUCUAAUCAAGCCAUUGCUGUAUCUAAAUAUUUUUAGCAAAACUCGAAAAAAGGUCUUCAAGUCAGCUAUGUUUUCACUUCAUCUAGUUUGACCUCAAAUUCAAGUUCAGUUACAUUUAUUCUGAAUUUCCAACAAUUUACUUUAGUUAACAACCACGUGAAUGUGUUUAAAAGGUGGUGAUCACUGCAACAAUCAGUUAUCACAAACUUGUGAGAAUUUUAAGAAUUCACUGCAAUUUAAAACCUGAAAAUGUUCAUCUGACUAAUAAAGUUUUAGGUCUCAUCACUGAAACUCCUCCUGGCAACAUACAAACUAUGAUGGAUUCCAUCAUAACUUUUGGAUAAGGGACAGAACAGAUUACAGAAUGUGAACAGGCCAGAUAAAAUGAAUAGAAGAACUAGUCAAUAGAGAGCUUUUUUGUAAUAAUCAACUUCAUGAUUUAUCUUAAAGGACCACUAUAGUGCCAGGAAAACAUACUCGUUUUCCUGGCACUAUAGUGCCCUGAGGGUGCCCCCACCCUCAGGGACCCCCUCCCGCCCGGCUCUGGAAGGGGGAAAGGGGUUUAAACUUACCUUUUUCCAGCGCUGGGCGGGGAGCUCUCUGCCUCCUCUUCUCCUCCGUUACGCCCCGCCGGCUGAAUGCGCACGUGCGGCAAGAGCUGCCUGCGCAUUCAGCCGGUCACAUAGGAAAGCAUUCAUAAUGCUUUCCUAUGGACGCUGGCGUGCUCUCACUGUGAAAAUCACAGUGAGAAGCACGCAAGCGCCUCUAGUAGCUGUCAAUGAGACAGCCACUAGAGGAUUAGGGGGAAGGCUUAACCCAUUCAUAAACAUAGCAGUUUCUCUGAAACUGCUAUGUUUAUUAAAAAAUGGGUUAACCCUAGAAGGACCAGGCACCCAGACCACUUCAUUAAGCUGAAGUGGUCUGGGUGCCUAGAGUGGUCCUUUAAAACUAUUUAGGAAAUACUAAUGAUGUUGCUAAUUUUGUUAUGGCUUUAAAGGACCACUAUAGUGCCAGGAAAACAUACUCAUUUUCCUGGCACUGUAGUGCCCUGAGGGUGCCCCCACCCUCAGGGACCCCCUCCCGCCGGGCUGGAUGGCGAGGAAAGGGGUUAAACUUACCUUUUUCCAGCGCCAGGCGGGGAGCUCUCCUCCUGAUUUUCACAGUGAGAAGUACGCAUGCGUCUCUAGCGGUUGUCAAUGAGACAGCCACUAGAGGCUUUGGAGGCUGGAUUAACCCUAUUAUAAACAUAGCAGUUUCUCUGAAACUGCUAUGUUUAUAAAAAAAAAGGGUUAGUCCUAGAGGGACCUGGCACCCAGACCACUUCAUUAAGCUGAAGUGUUCUGGGUGCCUAGAGUGGUCCUUUAAGGGCAUAUAAUGCUCUGGUUAGUACAUUUUGCAUCUUUGGCCAUGUAUCUAAGUCUAGUGUUUAUUGUAUAAGACUAUUUGAUGUUUUUGAUUGAAUAACUGUUUCUGUUUUUUGCAGGGCAAGGCUGGGCCUAUAGGCCCACAAGGACAUGAAGGCGUUACUGGAGAAAAUGGCAUUGCGGUAAUCAAACAAAGAAAACAUUUAAUAACUAUAAAUAAUAAUUAUCUGACCGUGGCUGAUUUAUGUAUAUUCAACAGGGAGCAACUGGGGAAGUAGGCAUUAACGGUUACAAGGGAGAACCUGGCCCCACUGGACCGGAGGUAUGUGUUUAUUAACUAGUUUUUUUGUUGUUUUAUAAUUGCAAUGAAUUAGUCAUGUAGUUGUAUCAUUUGUUACACUCUUUGUAAUAGGUAAUAUGGACUGUAAUUAUUAGUGGUUGAUCAAUAGAAGGAAACAAUGUCGCAAGUGGAUUCAAUCCACUCAAAUACAUCUAGAGCUGUUGAAGAAAAAUAGAUUAUACUUAUUCUUCAUCCUGCUGUCACAGAUGUUAGAAAUUGUAAUAAUCUAGUACUGUGUUUUUUUUUUGUUUUUUUUUUAUAAAUAUGUACAUUGCGUUGUAUGACUGGUAUUAUUUGUUGGGGGGAAAUAAUAACAAUAGAGUAUUUGUUCUUUAAAGUUCUUUAAAGAGACCCUAUACUUACCAACAGAACUACAGCUUAAUGAAAGUUUUUGUGUAUAGAUCAUUACUCUGAAUUCUCACUGUUCCGUGAUCUGCCAUUUAGGAGUUAAAUCACUCUUGUUUCUGUGUAUGCUGUCCUAGCCACAACUCCCCUGGUGUGACUCACGCAGCCUACAUGAAAAAAAUGUUUUCAUUUUCAAUCAGAUGUUAACUUGCUUUAGAAGUUUUUUUUCAUCCUGCUCUGUAAAUUGAACUUCACACACAGAAGGCUCCUGCACGAUCUAGAAAGCUAUUAACAGUGCAGGAGAUAAUAAAAACAGACUGUGCAAUUAAGGAAGUAAAACAUCUCUCUUUACACAAAGUGUUUAAGGAGGCCAUGUGAGUCACAUGCAGGGAGGUGUGACUAGGGCUGCAUAAACAAAGUGAUUUAACUCCUAAAAGUCACAGAAGUGAGCAAUGAGACUGCAGGAGCAUGGUCUCUACAUCAAGACUGCUUCAUUAACCUAAAGUUUUUUUUAUGACUAUUGUGUCUCUUUAAGGUUCAAAAGGUGAACUCUCAACUGAACUGCAAUUUCCAUGUGGCGUUGCCAGCCUUAAAAAACCCUCUAAGAUUAAAAAUAAAUAUAUUUCACUUACCCCUAUGUAUUAUAUUUAUUUUCUCUCCUGGAGUGAUUGCACUCCUCUUUUUGUUAAUGAAGAUCUUGUCAAGCUUUAUUUUGCAUAUAUACAAAAUUUACACAUAUAAAUAAAGUGUUAAAAUUAUAGAGUUUAUAUUAUAAAAAGUUUUUCUAGUGACAGGCAAUCUCCAUCAGUCGGCUACAUCUCUUCUAUUGAUGAUCUGUAGUCCAGUCCAAUGUUUUUCACAGAUAAACAUUGAGAACCUACCAUGCAUCAGUGGCAAUUUCCAACCCAAGCUAGCUGGAUACUUCUCAUAGAGAAGUGCUAAGUCCAAUGCUUGUCUUUGAGAAGUAUUUACAGCAUUUGCCAUCAUCAUGCUGUGCAAGUUGACAAUGAACACAAAGUCUUCACUGAAGAAGUUCCGUAGUGGCUGUCAACUCCAUUACAGCUGGAGAUUACUUUAAGGCUACUGGCCAUCUCUGUCUCAGAAUGACAAGGCAGUGGCACCAUACACUAAAUACAUUUCCUUUCUACACAACUGCAUUUGGAAUGGUAUAUUGCAGUAGCUAUCCCAUCCUAUCUCAGGCUUAAAUAUUUAGAUACAAACAUUAACAAACAUAAAUUAAGUUAGCUUCAGUUUAUUCUUUGUUUGUUCUCUAAUAAACUUAGAUAUAUAUUUUGAACAGCUGCAUCAACUGAAAUCAUUUUAUGUUUCUAGAUGAAUUAGUAGACUGUUGACCUUGAUCCAAAUUGAAAUUAACAUAAUCUCCAAAUCAUUCUUGCCUACUAUGAGCAAUAAGUAAAAAACAUUUUAAAACAUAAACCUUAAUAUAUUCAUAAACAUUUACACUAAUUUAGAAUUUUAAAUGUACGUCUUACCAGUGUCAAUAUCUUCUUUAAAGUAAUACUUUAGUGUUAAAAAUACAAACUUAUUAAAUCCCCCCUCCCCCCAAUUCCAUUCAGGGAAGUGUUAUAACCUCUUUUUCCCCCACUUACCUCUUUCCAGCACAGAGGUCCCUCAGCAUUGGCUUGGUCUCCUCCUCACGUGGUGUCAUGCCGAGUGGGGAACCUAAUGUGCAUGCAUUAGUGAGCACCACGUGCACAUUAGUGUUUCCUCAUAGGAAAGCAUGGAAUCAGUGCUUCUCUAUGGGUAAUGUGAAGACAAUAGACAUUCACAUGUCUGCCACUGCCCAUCAGACACCCUCCUUUUACUUUCUUGUCUAGGUGGGAGGGUGGCUGUUCAUCUGACCAGCAUCUUCAACUGGCUCCCCUACAGUAUCCUUUCAGUGCUCUCUGUGAAUACAGGGUGAGGAGAGAAGAUGCUAUAGCCCUCUCUCGCCUCCCAAUCUGGACCGCACCAGCUCUAACACCGAGGAGCACUACGGUAGUUAUAGAGAACAAGUCUCUUUGUUCAGCGCUCUGAUGCUCAUAGUGUUGCAGCUCCUGCUAUCACGGCAUUACAAGCAGUAAGGAGGUUUUUAGGGGACAAUUUGCUAAUUAAAUGUGCUUGCAAUAAAUUAAUUUUGUGUGCUAAUGGACAAAUUGCGUAUACUUGAUUCCGGGGCAUGGUGGCAUAACAUGGGAAUCGUGUAUACAUGAGUAUAAGUGCUUUAUUCCAAAAUAGAUUAUCCUGUUGUAUGGCGUUUCCAAAACCAUAUGAGCAAAGACUAUUAUACCGGCCUAUGGUCUAUGUAGUUAAAAAUUUGCAAGACACACAAAUUAAAUAUAUACAAGGACAUGAUGAUUGUAUGUGUUAAAGUCCAGUGUACAUCACAAAUGAUAGGCAUACCUACAAAAAUACACUAGAAAAUGAUAUUGAUAAAUGGGCUUACACCAAAGAUACUUAUAAGGGUGACUUUUUUUCUGUGCAAUAACCAUACUAUAGUAUGGAAGUGCCGAACCGAACCCCCGAAGUGCUUUGGAUUUCUGAAAAACAAGAGAGGGAGGGAAAAUUACAUGACUGAUGACAGGAAUCUAGACCAAUAAGCUAAUUCCUGGCACUGGGAGCCCUAUAGAUGUGUAAGUGGUUGUGGUGGCAGUCCGGGCACCUAACCCUACCCGUAACCCUACCCCUACCUCUAACCCUAGAUGUGUAAGUGGUUGUGGUGGUUAUGGGGUAGGGUUAGGGGUAGGGUUAUGGAGCCCUACAGAUGUGUAAGUGGUUGUGGUGGCAAGAGAGGUAUGCUUACCAAUGUCUGGAGACCCGAAUUUCAUAAGUGCCGAACCGCCGAAUUGCUGUAGUGUCAAAUAUUUUUUAAUUACCCGAAUUUCCGAACCGAACUGGAUUUUUUGCCCAUGCACAUCCCUAGUGUACAUUAACUACAUGCUGAUUAUUAAUGACUUAAUUUAAAAAAAUGAAGAAUCUGACAUUAAUACUUGCUCACCAUUUUUUUUCAUUCAUUCAUUAGGGAAGUAAAGGUUUGAAAGGACCCGUGGGUCUUCGUGGUGAACCUGGAGCACCAGGUGACAGGGUAUGUAUGAAAGGCAUUGUGUCUAUAAUAUGAAAGUAUAACAUUCAGAAAAAAUGUGAAUAUCAUUUUUACAGGGCUUUUCACUACAGAGAGAAUUGCUGGGAAUUCAAAAAUAAUUUCAAAUUUAGGACAAAAUAGCUGAAUUAGAGGAAUUUUCCAAAUAAAUUCUGUUUUCAGUUCUACCCUGGUUUGUAGCCACCUUGCUGGGCAAUCUGUCUUGUGCUGGUAAAACACAAAAACUGCGUAAUUUGCACAGCACUGGGUAUAUUGAGUACAGUAACAAAGUUUAGUUUGACAGCCAAUUAAUGACAGACUUUGGCCUACAAUUACAAUCCAGCAUCAGCAACCGAUUGAUGACAUUUUGUGAGAUCACAGCCUUUGUUGUAUCGGUAACGUCACCAACUUCAAAAAGCUUGAGAGGCAGAUAUUGUAAAGUUAACAAAACAUUGUCACCUUUGAGGUUAAUGGUUACAGACAGUAAAGUGCCUUGAUAAUGCUAAAAUAGGUGAGGUGUGAUUAGACUGGGGUAUCCCAUAUGAACACUGCAAACUAAGUUCAAGUAACCUCUAACCUGACAUUUCAUGUGUCAUUUUAGUUACCUUUUAGAUAUAUUUUAGUUACAGUGCUUGUUUGUCCUUUAAUUGUUGUAACUGAUUUAUGGGCAAUCAUUAGUUAACUUGCUUGUACACAUCGUCAGAUUGGGAGAGGAGUUUGUGUACGCACUGCUCAUACUCCAACAUUUAUAAAUAUUUUAUGGCAUCAUAGUUUAGUGAAUAAUCUUGAAAGUUAAAAAAAGUCUCUUUGAAAGAAAUAUUUUAAAUAUUGUGAGGCUUGUAUAUAAAUUUUGAGUAAUUUUACCAGUUAUUGAGAAUUUAAUUUCAUACCUGUCUUAAUUCUUACCGUAUGUAUUACCUCUCCUAAAAUAUCUGAUGAUAUAUUUUUUUAAUUUUUGAACCAUAGAAAGAGCUUUGAUUUUUAAACACCAAUGUUUAAACGUAAAAGGAAUUCAAUGCAACAGAGUCCAAGCAGUACAUUAAUGAUCAUCGGUAUUGCUUCAUUUAAAUUUUUGCAGAAUUCUGGCAGAUGCAGUUAUGUGCAUAUGUAACAAAUUUAGAAAGCAAAGACGUGAAGUUACACAGAAGUCUUAAUAUCAUUAAAAAGAAGCAAUAUAAUACUUUGAAUGCUCUUAUAAAAUAUACUCAAAGGAACACUCCAUAAAAAAAAUAAUUAGUAGGUAUACCUGUUAAAAUUUAGCAGAGGUGUAUUAGCAGAAUGUAGAGUAGGGCACACAUAUGAAGCUAAGUAAUUAAAGGAUCACUAUAGUGUCAGGAAAACAAAGCGGUUUUCCUGACACUAUAGUGCUCUGAGGGUGCCCCCACCCUCAGGGUCCCCCUCCUGUGGCAGUGAAGGGGUCAAAACCCCUUCAGCCACUUACCUUAUUCCAGCGCCGGGCUUCCUCGGUGCUGGUGACUUCUCCUCCCCCGCCAACGUCAGCUCCCUCAAUGCUUUCCUAUGGACGCUCUGCGUAAUGGAGGCAUAAUAUGAGGCUGUCUUAACCCUGCAAUGUUUGCAUAAGAAGGGUUAAAACCUGAGGGACAUUGAACCAAGACCACUUCAUUGAGCUGAAGUGGUCUGGAUGACUAUAGUAUCCCUUUAAGAAUCCUUACAGUGAUUUUCUUAAAGGACCAUUCCACACCCCAAGAACACUUCAGCUUACUGAAGUGCUUUAUGGGUAAGGAGCAUCCUAGUUAGAGAGGCGACUGGGGUCAUUAUGGCACCAUAACAACUUAAUUUAGACUACGUUGUUAUGGUAAUUGGAGUGUUCCUUUCCGUGUGUUAUGCGUGUGGAGUGGUAUGUAGGCCAGAGAUCUGCAACAAAAGAACAACAUGUAACUAUAACUACCAUGAGGAUUCACAAAAAAAUUUAAUCCACCAUGAAGUGUCACUUUAACGUCAGGUUGCUUUAAAAUCACAUAACACUUAUAAAUAGAAUUAUUAAAGAAACACUCAGCACCAUAACCACUAUAUGCUGAUGUUGAGUAAUAUGCCCUCCCAGUAAUCAAGUAGUAAGUAGUCAACCGACACCGCCUUGCUUCCGGAUUCUCCUGCAAGAGAAUCGAGUUAUUAUUAUUAUUAUUAUUGGUAUUUAUAUAGUGCCUACUAAUUCCGCAGUGCUUUACAAUAUUAUGAUUUAUUUACAAUAAAUGAGACCUUUGCACAGUGACACAGGAACAAUACGUAGAUGAGGGCCCUGCUCAAACAAGCUUACAGUCUAGAGGUGGGGUACAAAUACACAACAGGGCAGCAACGGACAGCCACCAAACAAGGUGGAAAAGAAACAUAACUGGAGUAAAGAGAGAGUGGAGUGUUGCUCUUUAGAAGAGCAAGAGACAGAUAUGGGUAGGUAUAGAAAAGUUACUCAAGGAGUCCAUAAGCAUUUCUGAACAGAUGUGUUUCGAGGGACUUUUUACAAAUUUAAGACUAGGGGAGAGUCUGAUGGGGGUAGGUAGGCUGUUCCAAAGGAAGGGAGCCGCUUGCGAGAAGUCCUGCAAGUGUGAGUUAGCAGUAAGGGUGCGAGCAGCGGACAGGAGAUGGUCACCAGAAGAGUGAGAGACUGAGAAGGGGCAUAUCUAUAAAUCAGUGAAGAAAUGUAAGAGGGGCUACGUUUGGUUAGAACUUCAUAGGUAAGGGUUAGUAUUUUGAAUUGACACCUGUAGGAUACAGGAAGCCAGUGUAAGGAUUGACAGAAGUGCGAGGUAUUGGAGGAGCGACGGGUGAGAAAGAUCAGCCUGGCGGCAGCAAUAAUUACUGAUUGUAGCUGGGCAGUUCGGCUUCUGGGGAAACAGACUAGGAGAGAAUUACAGUAAUCCAUGCGAGCAAUUACCAGAGCACGAACAAGCUCCUUGCAGCAUCUUGCGUGAGAAAGGGGCAGAUGCAGGCGAUGUUUUUAAGGUGGAAUCGACAGGUUUUCGCAUCAUUCUAGAUAUGAGGUGCAAAGGCGAGGUCAGGAUCAAAGAUAACACCAAGACAACAAGCUUGCAAGGAUGGACUGAUGCAAAUAUUGUCAACUUGCAGGUAAAGCGAAGGAGGAGGAUCAACAUUAUGAGGGGGGAAAUAAGCAGCACAGUUUUAGAGAGAUCUAGUUUCAGAAAGCGGGAGGACAUCCUGUCGGAGAUGGAAGAAAGGCAAGCAGUGACACUGUAGGACCACAGGGGGAGAGGUCAGGGGAGGAGUGAUAUAUCUGGGUUUUGUCGGCAUACAGAUGGUAGCGGAAUCCAAAGAAGUUAAUGAGUUAGCUCCACUAAACUAAGCAGGACUGCUCUCAUUGGCUAAGAGUGUUGGUUAAGCGCUCUCAGCCAAUGAGCGUGUUUUUUCAGGCCGUGUUUAGAUCUACUGCAGGAAAAUCCAGAGGUACGUGGGCGCCCCGGGGACCCGAUAUGUUGUCAAACCAUUCUUAAAUGCUUUAGCUACUUAGUCAGGAAGGGAGCCAGGACACUCAUGGUGUCAUAACAACUACAAUGGGCCAGAGUGGUUUGGGUGCUUGGAGAGAUCCUUUAAUGUUAAAUGACCACAAUCAACUUAUACGUAUAUAAGUUACAAUUGUUUGUGAAAACAAUGUAUAAUUUUGUAGAAAACCUUUUGAGAUCAUGAGGCUGCUGGCCUCUUAAACCAGUGUUUCCCAACCCAGUCCUCAAGGCACACCUACCAGUCCAGGAUUUAGGGAUUACCCAGUUGUGUCUAAGGUGUUUUUUUUUCUUCUUUGUAAAAACACCUUAGACACAACUGGGUAAUCCCUAAAUCCUGGACUGGUAGGUGUGCCUUGAGGACUGGGUUGGGAAACACUGUCUUAAGCAAUCAUUUUUAAACUUGCAAUCACAGCAUUAGAAGUGAUGCUAAUUAGAAAUAGUAAUUAAUAGAAACAGAAGAUGCAGAGAUCAUGAUUCUGAUGAUGUUUUUUUCUGAAUAUGAUGAACUGAUAAAAGGUCACAAAAUCUCUGUAGUCUUUCCCUGAACAAUAUGGCAAACAGAUGAAUCUGACAUAAUAUUGCCCACGUUUAAAGGAUUACAUACGUUAAAGUUAUGUAAAUUAAUUUGGCAUGUAGUGCAUACUGCAACCAAACAACUGUAAAAUCUCCAUUGUCAGGGAUUUAAAGUGGAUUCUAAGUGAAUUUAACAUUUUAGACCACAAUAUCUGAAUUGGAUAAAUUCUCCUGAUAUGCAAAAUCUGCUAUGCUUUCAAUCUAGCCAUUUUUUGGCUAAAACGUUAAAUUAAUUUUAAACUCCCUUUAAAAAUUUUCUGAAAACAUUUCACCUUUAAUCCCGAUAAUUGCAAAAAACAGGACGAAUCAGAAAAUGAAAGGUCUCAGAAAUAUCUCUCUUAUUACAGACUGCAAAUAUUAGUUGUACAAACUACGUAGUUAAGCUCGAAGAGUGUAUCUCUUUAUGUGGGAUAUGCAGCAGAAGAAAACAUAAAAAUAGAAUUGGAGCUUGGGCCUUUCUCUCUUUAUCUUUCCUUUUGCUGCCUAUCCCACGGAAUACUGAUUUUGGAGCAAGAGGUACAAUCCAUAUCCACAAGCGAUGGCUGUACCGCUCAAGCUCAUAAUAAGAAGCUUCACUGCAGCUCCACAAAGUGUAAUGCAUCACUUUUCCCAGUGAUAAUAACAUGCUACACUAUCAAAUAUUAUUUGUGUUGCAUUGUUUAUGUUCUUUGUUAAAGAAAAACGUCAAACACCAUAACCACUGCAACACAUUGUAGUCGUUAUUUUGACAGGAAUGCCUUGGUGCCCCCAAUGUAGGUAGCCAAAUCAUUUGCUAACAGUUUGACAACUUACCUGCAUGGAGCUUUUGUUAGCAUUUCCUUAGCUCAAUGCAGAGAGCUUUAGGUUCUUGUGGAGGUGGUGAAAGGCGCAAUUUAACCUUAGGUAAGUUGUCAACCCAUGGCACCAUAUCAACUACAGUGAUCUGUAGUGGUUAUGGUGCUUGUUUUGUUCCUUUAAAUGUGUAACAUUAUAUUGCAGAUGUUUCCAUGGAAUUACAUAAAAAAGGAGAAAUCUAAUUGCCCUUUUCUUAAGAAAACACUUUAAAAUAAAUAUAAACACAUAUAGCAGGUAGAUAAGUUAAAUAUUUCCAUUUUCUUACCAGGGAACAGAAGGGGAGCCAGGUCAGGGAUUACCAGGAUCAGCAGGAUUCCAGGUAAGGAAUGAGAAUGUUCAUUAUCAAGGCACAAGGCCCCAUUACCGUACCUCCAUACAUAAUUCCUCACUUGCUCUCCUAUCACCUCAUGUUGCUCAAUCCUAAUCAGCCCAAUGUUAAAAUAAAUACUGUCUGUAUGCUACAGUUGUUUAAAUUAUUACUUUUCUCACAUCAAUCUACACAAAAAAAUUUAAAAGAUUUUUGAAAAAAUGUAUGAAAAAGAAAAAACUGAAAUAUGACAUGAUAAAUAUAGACCCUUUGUUAUGGCACUUGAAAUUUAGCUCAGAUGUAUUCCGUUUCUCUGCAUCAUCUUUGAGAUAUUUCUACCUUGUGAUUGAUUGGACAUGAUUCGGAGAGGCUUACACAUUUCCCACAGCUGUAAGUGCAUUAUUAUUGCAAAAAGCAAGUUACAAUAUCAAAAGAGAUGCUUGCAGAGGUCAGAGACAGGAUUGUGUUGAGGUACAGAUUUGAGGCAGGCUACAAAAACUAAACUGCGUAGAAGAUACCCAAGAGCAAUGUGGCCUCCAUAAUUCUUAAAUGGAAGAUAUUCGGAACAACCAGGAAUAUUCCUAGAGCUGGCAGCCUGUCUAAACUGAGCAAUUGGGAAAACGGACCUACAGAGAGCUACAGCUACAGGAGCUACAGAGAUUAUAUGUGGAGAUGGGGAAAACUUGCAUCACUACCAUAACUACUACAACGAUUACUGCAACAUUCCACCAAUCCAGCCUUUAUGGCAGAAUGGCCAGGCAGAAGCUUUUCUGCACAUUAAAGCCCUCUUGAUAUUUUCGAAAAAGCACCUAAAGUACUGUUGCUGUACUGUAAGAAACAAGAUGUUCUAGUCUGAUGAAAUGCAGAUUGAACUGUUUGACCUCAGUUCAAAACUUCAUGUCUGGAGAAUCCAGGCCCAACCCAUCACAUGCACAAUAUCACCAGAAUAGUAAAGCAUGGUGGUGAUAGCAUCAUUCUUUGGGGAAGUUUUUCAUCAGCAGGGACUUGGACAUUGGACUUGGUUGAGGAAAAACUAAAUGUAGCAAAAUAGAAAUAUUGUUAAUGAAAACUUGGUCUAUAACGCUCAUACUGGGCAGAAGUUUCACCUUGCAACAAUACAAUGACCUUAAGCACACAACCAAGACAAAACUUUGCUUUUAUAUCAAAUUUAUGUAUUAACCCCAGUAGGAAUUGAGUCAUGGGAGAGCACCUAGUUUGUAGUUGGCUUUUUUCAGCUAUUUUAUUUGUUUGACAGUGUUUAACACAGUGUGCCCUCAAUGCUAAUUGACUCCAGAAACUACAGCAAAUUCAAUGAGAUUAAAUUGUUAUAGUACCUACAGUGAUCUUUUUUAUUAGCAGAUCCCAGAGAUAAUAUACCGAUGAGCGAUGGCUUUGUACAAACUACCAUGUUUAUCACUCAGUAUAUAUGUAGACCACAGCAGUUACCAUGCCCAAGACUAGUCAUCACUGUACUAUAUUAUUUGUUCCACACCUUACAUUUACGAUAUGGGUGAUAAAUUUACCGUUAACGUUGUCAUUCAAUAGCUAAUUAAAUUGAGUUUUGUGUCCUUCUUACUAGCAGAAAGAAGGAAGGCAGUGAAAAAGUGAACAGUUUACUGUAAAAUCUAGAACAGAGUCUAUCAGGCUUAACACUGAGAAUUGCCUAGAAUUGACACAGGAAAUGCAAAUGUCAAAAUAGCUAAACUAAAGAAAUAGAAACUAAUUUGGUUAUGUUUCCAGCCUUACUGUAUUAGCCUAAAAUCUGCGGUUCCUUGGUCGAUUCAUGGCACUUUCCAGUUUAAUGAAUAACCCUGUUUGAGGAAAUACUUACAACUAGUUUUUUUAUUUUCCAGGGUUUUCCAGGUCUGCGUGGACAAGAUGGACAAAAGGUAAAGACUGUACUCAAUGCCUAUUACCUGUGUUUGUUUUUAUGUAACCUUUCUGUAAAAAGUACAUUAGAUUAAGAAAACAAAGACAUGUAGGCAGCUGCGGUGAGUAUUAAAGCUGUGGGAAAAAUAAUUGUUAUGGCUAAAUAUACAUAUUUAAAGAUCUGAAACAAAAUGGUGCAGCUUUGCUCCACUCCCCUGGUCUUCUACAAGAGGACUUAGGAUAUCAUGGCUGAAAUCUGGUCAAUCUGGUCAAAUCCUUGUUCUAAAUACUUGUGUGAAGCCUACAUGCCAGUAAUGAUUGUUCAAUACACAAUCACUGUGGAAUAACCACGUAAGUACAUAGAAGAUUAUCCAAUUUCAAGAUGCGUCUUCUAUUCAAGUUCCAUCUUCUAGUUUGAAUUUGAAUGUCUAAUUAUCCUUUGUAUGUAAUGUUCUUUUUCCUAUAGACUUAAUUCUCUCAUGUGACAAUUAUUCAACUGCAUUUCCCCUUACAAUGGUUACUUUUUAUAGGGCUGCCGAAUCAAGAUGAAGUAUAUAUGUUCUGUAAGGUGACAGGGUACAAAAAGACACAUUUUACGUACUGGUUUAUAUUAGCACUGUUUACGUUUUUUUUUUAUAUGUGUUAAAACAGGAUUACCUGAUUGAAUGCCAAACAAUGUCUGUAGAAACAGCCGGCUCCAAAUAGUGCUGUCUACAUACAGUAUCUAUGACCCAUGAAGGGAUUGGAUGCUCUAUCACUUAGUAUACCUGUUCAUUUUAAGAUGUCGUUCCUGGUAACUUCUCAUUUCAUGUUGUAGGGCGUUAAAGGCUACUUUGGCUUAAAAGGAGAGCACGGGGUGCAUGGUGACAAUGGAGAUGAUGUAAGUUUACAAAUAAGGUCAUGUUGGUCAUGGUUGUGUUUUGUGAGUACUUUAAAUUCUUCUUUAAAUUCUACAACUUGUUACAUAUGAAGCAUAAUGAAGAAUGUAUAAGUCUGUAUAUUUUAUAUAGAACAUACAUUACAGUGAGUGAAGCACAUUAAAUUGGAAAUGAUGCCAAGGAGUUGUGGAGACAUUAUUAGAAACCAAGACACCAAAAGGUCAAGUGGUGCAUUAAUGUCUCCAGAACCCAGAGAUGAUAUUCUCCAGAACCCAGAGAGUAGUUUGUUUAAACUAAUGUAUGUUUCGCCCCCCAACACUAUAUCCUUUUCUAAAACCUGGCUCUAUAUCUAACCAUUCACGUGGGAUGUGCCACUGUUUUCUAAUACCUAGCGAGUUAUCGCGUGGACAUUUCUUGGGGCACUGUAGUGACCACACAGACAGUGAUUUACUAACACAAUAAUAGGACUGGACAUUUGAGUUACGUUUUUCUUUAUUUAGUUUUGCACGCUGUUUUUUUAAUGGGAAAAGUGAAUGUUCAGUGUGCUAACGGCAUUAUCACUAUUGUUUUUAUAAUUGUCUCGGUUUCUAUGAUUGAUGCUUCCAUGUCUGCCAUGCAUUUUGCAUUCACAAUAAGAAAUUGUAUUUGAAAAAAAUUAAAUAAUAAUUUAAUGUUGAAGCGGCAGAGCUCUGGGUAUGUUGAAUGUUAUAUUGACUCUUCAUGUUAUAGUCUGUUUGGCCAUGCACCCACUAUACACUGAACAUUGCCAUAAUUUAAUUAAGGGGAAGUCCACUGAAAAAAAUGGGAUGCAUUUUGACAACAGUAUACCUUGAGUUUUUUGUGUAACAAUUUUAACAUGCAGAAAACCUGUUUUUAUAACUACAGAAUGACCAGCCUGGCAAAGAAGGAGAAAGGGGCCCCAAAGGAUAUGUUGGUCCUCCUGGAGAAAAAGUAGGGUUAUUGAUGUUGGGAACAACUUUAAUCCAUAUUCACAAAAUGUGCUUCAUCCUUGAUAUUUUCGAGAUUUAAAAAAUGAAGAAGAAAUAUGAUUACGUAUUGCAUCACAACAUAAUAAAUGGAGUGAUUAUUAUAUUUCCUUGGGAUUUCUUUGCAGUUGCCUACAAACACGAAUGCCGCUCUUUUUUCCUCUUUUGAUUACUUCUUCUCAGAAGAUCUGUGAAUCAAAUGGCGGAAACAUUUCUGCAAAAUAUAUACAUAUAUAUAUUUUACAGCUGAUUGUGCCAUUUUCUUAGUUCGGAUGGAAUUGUUGCAUGGAUGAAAUUUGUCCAAACUGAAACACCUUUUGAACGAAUUUCAGACCACCUGAACUAUUUUUAUUUUUUUUCGGACUAAUCAAUUCGGACAAACUGAUUUUUUUUUCUACAUGAAUAAGUCUGUAAAGGUACAUUGGCCUCUGGUCACCUGUGAUAUUGUCUCCAUUCACAGAAUGGAAUGUGGGUUUUCUUGGAUCAUUAAAUAUUUAGCGACAAACAGUAUUGGUAAAAACCUAAUCAUUCAUAUUAUGAUGUCAUAGCAAUAAUAGAGAAUCACAUUAUGUAAGAGAAACAGGGUGGAUAAUAUUUUAAAAAGAGAUAUUGAUACAAGGAAACUCAGAUAUCAACUUGCCCUAAAGAUCUUGGUUUAAGUAAACACAGCCUGAAGUGGCGAAUAUACUUGUGAGUGGUUGCUAUGUGAAUUAUUUUUAUUUUUUAUAAAGUGCGACAAAUUCCACAGCGCUGUAGAAUGGAUUCAAUUAUGGGAUGCAUACAGCCAUUUAGAAUGUGUAAUAUGUGCAAGUAUUUACAAAAUAAGUUUAUAAGACUGACAUCUAGAUUUAAAGACGAAAAUAAAUUUUUUAUUUUUUUUUAGAGAGUAUCUGUUGCCUUUUGUGUGUGGCUCUCAAACCCGCAAUCAAACUGGAUAGAAAAUAAACCGAGGUUAAACCGAGGAACAGACAAUUUAGAAUGUAUAAACAGCAUUACUGAUCUGUUUAUUCCUCGGAAGUCUAAACAGAAAAUAUAAUUUAUGUGUUGGAUUAUUUGUUAAUAUAAACUCUUUUAAUUACAGGGUAUGCAGGGCAUGCCUGGACACCCGGGACCCAAUGUAGGUGUUUUUAAAUCUAUAUAUAUAUAUAUAUAUUUCUGCAUGCAAUAAUAAUUACUUAUUCAUUACAGCGAUGGAAAACAGUGUUUGAAUUGGAGAUGAGGGUGAAAUAUAUCAAAUACUAGUCAUUCAGUGAGUCAAUGUACUUUAAGUCUUUAAACAUAAUAUUUAGUAAUGAGGAUUAUAGUCUGGAUGAGUUAAUUUGUCUGUGAACGUGGCUUGUCAAAAAGUCACUACAGCUUCUCCAGGGAGGUUAUCCACUAACAGGAAACAGAGAUGGAUUUUAAAACAAAGGUGGCAUGUAAUAAUAAAUUGAAUAAAACCCCCAGAUGUUAAGAAAUAAUUACUAUUUUUUUAUUUUAUUUUUGCAUUUUCACUACUAUAACUAUUAGUCAGAUAGCUAGUUGUUAGAAAAUGUUAUUUGUGUGUAAAAUGUUUAACAAAAUAGAACUAUUUUACCAAAUUGACUCACUAUUUAAUGAACAGUUCUAAAAUUAGAUGAUAUCACAUAUUCACCAAAAAAUAGAAAUUAUUCAGUAUGUUGUAAAUGGUUUUGUUUUGUUUUUUAAAUACACAGCAUUAGUAUCAUCUAUGGGCCAUGUACAUAAAAAGGGUUAUUCACUAAAAUUAAUUUCCAAUUUAAGGUCAAAAUAUAUAUGAAAUAUAAAAGGUUUCAGUUCAGCUACUCUGGCCUUACAUUUUAAAUUCACUUUGAAUUCUCACUUUAGUAAAUAACCAUGACAGGGUUCAAAAAUUAUUUCAAAUUUAAAGGAACACUCCAGCCACCAUAACCACUAUAGUUUGCUACAGUGGUUAUGGUGUCAGGAGUGCCCUGCCGACCCACCAUUUUAAUUAGCCAAACUGGUUUAAAAUGGUUUGACUUCUUACCUGGGUGCUCCUCACCUCCUCUACAAGUCCAUAUGCAAAUCAUUUAUUAGAACUCAGCAUAUGGGUUAAUUGGCUGCCAAGCCUACCAACUUGGUGCAUAUGCAGGCUAAAUUACACACUUACUUUAUGAAAGAGCAUGCUCUGCAUGGAGACGCUGAAUUUUCCUUAUAGAGAUGCAUUGAUUCAAUGCAUCUCUAUGAGGAGGUUCUGAUUAUCCAAAUUUCCCUAUGGGGGAGCAUUGUAUUGGCUAAAAAUCGGCCUUUUUGGAUGAUGUCACAAAGGGGACGGAGUCCGUGCCAGCGGACCCGCACAGUGCUGGGAAUAGAGUUUUAUACUUUCAUAGGGGAGCUAAGGGGGGGCAAGCCACCUAAAUACAUUUUUGUGUUCCUGACCCUAUAGUGAUCCUUUAACAUAUUGCCUUACAGACAGGGUCGAACUUGAUGAACUUUAGUCUUUUCAACUUUAACAGCUAUGUAAUGCUGUAAUCAAUCAUACCACCUGUACUGGGUAACCACUUCUCUUAAACGGUAAAUUUGACCAUAUCCUCUUGAUUUUCAGGAAUGUGAAAUACUUGACAUCAUCCACAAACUCAGCUGUAAGUAA
Molecule: messenger RNA, 45404 nt
Organism: Pelobates cultripes (western spadefoot toad)
Lineage: Eukaryota; Metazoa; Chordata; Amphibia; Anura; Pelobatidae
Source: the annotation of a GenBank genome assembly